CAGCUCCUCAGACACGCAGGGCCCGCCGGGAAACGAAGCCUUCCCUCCCUCGCGCGCGGGGCCCGCCGGGAAACGUAGUUCUCCGCCUCAGGCGCAGUCUCCGCCUCUGGGCUUCGAGGCCUCAGCCUUCUGGCUUCUCCGGCGUUUUAUUUUUCUAUUUUGUUCGGAAGUUUUUAACCCUCGCGGCGCCGGCGGCGCCUCUCCUUGUCGCUUGGGCCGCGGGGGCGACGGAGGCCUAGCCGCUUGGAUCCGGAGGCCGACUCGCGAGGAGGACGGCGGAGAGGAGGCCCCGCGGCAGGUAGGCGGGCGGGCGGGCGGGAAAAUUCACCUCAGGAAGGCAGCCCUCCCCGCCCCGCUCUUCGUGGGGUGGUUUUUUGGGGGGCGCGCUCCCCAACUCCUGGAAAGGGAACGAGCCUCUCCGGUACUUUCCUUCCCCGUGUGUAAAAUUGAAAUUUAAAAGGGAAAAAAAAAUCCUCUCAGGGAGCCGCGAGGGGGGGAGGGGCAGGCUCGUUUCGCGCCGUUUCAUUUACCUCACGAAAGUAGAAGAAAAGGGACGACCUCAAAGCGAGAGAACAAGGGGAAAAAACAAGCAAACCCUCCAAGUGUCACAACCGAUUUAAGAAAAGUUAACGUAAAACCGGUUUUGGUUUUGUUUUUCAUUUCAUUUUAAAACUCGUUAAGAUCUGGACAGGGUCGUCCGAAGGGGUUAGAAAAAGAUGAAAUGUUUUCAGAAGGCGCCCAAAAGCGGGAGGGCGAACGAGGCACUUCUCUCCUCCCCCCCGUGUCAAGUGGCGGGUAGUUCCGCGUCCUCCGCCUGCCUUCUCAAGAAGCCUGGGGAAAGUGAGCAGCCCCGAGUUCGCCUUGAGGAGGAGGAGGAGGAGGAGGGCGAGGAAGGCCCUCUCCCAACUGGCCUCUUAGUAAAAAUCUUUUAAUGGUUUCUUUCACUUGCCUCCCACCUGUGGAUACCAGGCAAGUUGCGAAAUAACAAACCGGCGAUUCCGUGUUUUCUCUGUUUAUUGCAAUUAUAUUUCCCACAACGACCCUGCAAGGUAGCUGAGGCCGAGAGAGGCAGUGAGUGGCUCCCAAGGUCACACCUAGUGAGCUCCAUAGCCAAGUGGGAUUUGAACCCGGGUCUCUCCCAGGUCCUGGCUAUGAAAUUCACAAGAAGAGUGGGGAUUUGGACCUGGGGUCCUAAUCCGGCAGCCGUACCGCUUUGCCACACCAGCUAGGAGUUGCUAUAUUGCUGCUUCUCCUCUUUAGAUCUGUUUUGAGGUUUAUUUCUCUUUUCUUCAGUACGUAUUUCUUCCUCCCUCCAUGAGCCUUGGCUUGAGCUUACUUCCAUUUGGCACUCUGGACAGCCCUGCAAAGUAGGUUGAGCUGAGAGAAGGAUAAACACAGACACACGGGCUGACCCAAAACUGGCCAAGUGGCAAAUGGCCUUAAUCUGAGGCUCUUAACUUCUGCAGCUACUUUGUUUUGUAAAAAGAAAAGUAAGCAUUUAUGUUUCUGUCUUAAAAAUGUAGAAGACAUUUCCUUCCCACCCCCACCCCCUUGCAAGUCACAAGCGUUGGUGAAAAGUUUUAAAAGAUGAACUCAGCCAGAAAACAAAUACUUGCUUAUCCAAUGGUGCUCCCUCUGCCCAAUUCACAGCAGAAGAGCCACACUUUUUACAAUGUAGCAUUUCAGAUGAAUUGGAUAUUUUGGUGGCACUUCUGUCUGGGGAGUUCCUACCUUGAGAGAUGCUACCUACCACGGUAUCUUGCACUUAAUAAUACUAGUAACUAUAGCAGUUCAUAUUCAAUGUUUAUAAAAGCUCUGUAUAUGGAAAGAUCCGCUUUGCUAGCCCUUUGCAUAUACUGUAGUUAUCCUCUACAGCCCCACCGAAGAUGUAAAGGUAACUUCCCCAGGUUUGUGUGGUGGUUUGCAUCCUGAAUUGAAGAUCACCCGCUCUGAGAUCCCACAGCUAAUUCUCCCCUGGCCUCCUCGCUGGCCCAAGUAGGACCAAUUCAGCCAGCUAGCCCUGGGGAUUACCUAAUGCUUAUUUCCGCUAAAUUGAUUUUUGAAUUUUAUUCUUAUUCAUGCUUUUAUACUGUAUUUUAUGCUGCUUUUAUAAUUAAGUGUUUUAAAUUUGUUGUUAGCCGCCCUGAGCCCGGUUUUUGAACCAGGAAGGGUGGGGUAUAAAUACAAAUUUAUUAUUAUGAUGAUGAAUUGGAACCGGCAUGUCUGUCCCCCGUCUGGUGUCGUGGUCAGAAUACUGACUCAGCAACCCAAGGCUCAGAUCUCCCCCUAAGCCAUGGAACCGGUUGCUCGCAGCCCAGCACAGAGCGGUGUGGAUAGAAAAGAGAAACACACACUGCUCAGCUCCUUGGAGGAAGAGCGGGAAACCAGUGGUAACUUUUUAAAAGUGCCCCACCAGGAUCUGUGUGAGGGAGAUGGCUGGGUGUGGUUGGUUAAAUUAUUUUUAGUUCUGCUUAGCAAGGGGAGGGAGGAGCCUUUUGGAUGAAGUCCAAAUCAAGUACAGUGGGGUGGGUUAUCAGGUUUGAUGUAUGGCAAGUGGCAGCUAUUGAUAGGGCCUUUUCUGUGGGGGUGUCCAGAGAAGUCUGCCCAGGUGUUAAAGUGUUAUUUUUUUGCAAUACUUCACUGAACAAUAACAGUGAUACUUGUCACUCCUGUGGAAUUGUAUUUUUUGCGCUGUGUUUAGUCUUUUCUCCUUUUGCCCUGUGUUUGUAUUUUAUGGCUGCCUUGUCAGUGUUGUUAAAUUGAAAGGUGGUUUGCAAAUAAUGAGUCAGCUCAGCUAUUCACCAUCUCUUUGUGGUGGGAAAACAAGUACAGCAUUUCUAAGAGUUUUGUCACUAUGCAGUUUCAAUUAGUUGCCUAUGAUUAGGUUGUUUUAAUUGUAUUUUAAUUACCAAGUACAGACUUGAAAAACUAGUUACUGAUAGCUUAUUUGUUUAGUCGUGUCCGACUCUUCGGACACGACUUAACGACUUAUUAUGAAUAGCUUAUUAUGGAUUGUUAUAUGCAGGGAAAAGCCGGGAUAUAAAUAAAAUAAUAGUAACAACAACAACAUCCUGGCCAGCAACUGUUUUCAGUAUAUGUAUGGUGAAAACUUAAAAACGUAAUCUCAGAGCCUUUGUCUAUAAUUUUUGAGAAUUCUCUGAGAACAGGUGAGGUCCCAGGCAGACUGGAGGCAAGGAAAUGUCCCCAUCUUCAAAAAGGGGAAAUAAGAAGACCCAGGUAACUACUGACCAGGUAACAUGAGUCAGUGAGCUUGACAUCUAUACUCAGAAAGGUCCUAGAACAGAUAAUUCAACAGUCGGUCGGUGAGCACUUAGAAAAGGAUGCUGUGAUUACUAAGACCCAGCAUGAGUUUCUCAAAAACAAAUCAUGCCAGACAAAUCUCAUUUCUUUUUUUGAAAAAGUUACAAGCUUGGAAAAUCAGGAAAAUGCUGUGGACAUAGUGUAUCUUGAUUUCAGUAAGACUUUUGACAAAGCUCCCUAUGAUAUUCUUGCGAGAAAGCUGGUAAAAUGUGGCUUGAACAAGGUAACUGUUAGAUGAAUUUGUAGCUGGUUGACUGACUGAACCCAAAGAUUGCUCAGUAAUGGUUCCUCAUCAUCCUGGAAAAAAGUGACAAGUGGGGUGCCACAGGAUUCUGACCUGAGUGUAUUAUUGUUCAACAUCUUCUUAAAUGUCUUGGAUGAAGGAAUUGAGGGGAUGCUCAUCAAAUUUGCAGAACUGAACUGGGAGGGGUAGCUAAUGCUGUAGAAGAUGGAAUUCAAAAUUACCAUAACAAGAUUAUAAAACUGGGCCCAAACUAACCAGAUACUUUACAGUUUCACAGCACGCUCACUCCAUGUCCCUGGUUGCAUUGCAUAGGAAAGGUAGUGCUAAAGUGGGGGGGGGGGGUUGCAACCAUCUUUCUGUGGGGGGCUGCAUUCUCUCAAGGGUAAUCUAUGAGAAGAGGUAGAGGGAGGGCCGCUUUCACUCCCCUCCCAUCUCUUUAUGCAUUUUAGCUGGAUACAAGGGUAUGAGGAUUGCGCUGUACUUUUGGGAAGAAAUUUGAAUGGGGAGAGGUGGCCCUCCAUACUUCUUCCAAGAGGGAGUUCCAAACAUGUUUUUGUACAAUGUUGUAGCUUUAUAGUCAUAUGAUAUGAGGGUCACCUUAUGAGGUCUAACCCCAAAAUGUAUAUACAAAUAAUAAAACUAGGGGCAGAAAGGGAGAAGUCAUGAAGGACAAGAUAGAUAGUCAAGCCUAAGAAAGUCCAGAACCUCAAAGAGGUGGGUGUGGAAAAGAAUGGAAAGGAAAAGAGGAGAGGCUCAAGAGUGAGCAACAAUUGUUCCAGACUAGAUGUGUGCAAAAGCACUAGAAUCUAUGUAGUAAUUAUGAGAUAAACUAAACACAUAUACAAUGUGCAACUAAAUCUAAACAGUUUGGGAAACUGGUGAGGGUUGUUUGAUGAGCCAACCAGCUAAUUCAUGCUUCCAAAUUCCAAGAUAAUAAGAUGAAUCUCAAAACUUCCUGGAAAAAGACCAGCUGCAAACAGGCUUGUGUAUACCUGCCCAAUAAUCCACUUUGUGCAGAACCUAACUUUAAAUAAGCCCUGCAAACAGUCAACUCUUGCAUUAUACAAAUGCAAGACAUAGCAAUACUUUAAAAUGGUGGGUACAGAGAAAUAAUGAAAACUGAUAGCAGAAGCAGCAGUCCUUUCUAUUGUUUGAUCCUGCUGAAAUCUUCCCCAAAAGCUAUCUGUACCCCUCAGAAGGGUGGCUAGAACAGCAAGCAGUAACUGGCCAUGCUCUAAAAACCCUGUUUCAGUUUUAAGACUAACAUUUGGAAUACUGUGUCCUGUUCUGGGCACCACAAUUUAAGAAGGAUGUUGACAAGCUGGAACGUGACAACUCUUUAGAUAUUUGAAGAUAGUUAUCGUGUCUCCUUUCAGUUUCCUCUUCUCCAGGCUAAACAUACCCAGCUCCUUCAACAGUUCCUCAUAAGGCUUAGUCUCCAGACCCUUGAUCAUCUUGGUUGCCCUCCUCUGCACACGUUGUAGCUUAUCAACAGUGUGUUGUGUGUUGUCCAGAACUGUACACAGUAUUCCAGGUUUGGCCAAAUAGAGUGGUAUUAUUGCUUUCCUUGAUCUGGAUACUAUAUAUCUGUUGAUGCAGGCUAGAAUAGCCUUAGCUUUUUUGCUGCUGCAUCACACUGUUGGCUUGGGUUAACCCCUAGAUCCUUUCCGCAUGUACUACUGGCAAGGCAGGUGUCCACCAUCUUAUAUUUGUGCAGCUGGUUCUUCCUGCUUAAGUGCAGAACCUUACAUUUGUCCCUACUGAAAUUCACUUGAUUAGUUUGGACCCAGUUCUCCAAGCUGUUAAGGUCUUAUUGAAUCCUGAUUCUGUCUUCUGUGGCAUUAGCUGCCCCUCCCAGUAUGGUGGCAUUUGCAAAUUUGAUGAACAUCCCCUCAAUUCCAUCAUCCUAGUUGUUUAUAAAGACAUUGAACAACAACUCUGCGGCAAUCCACUUACUAUCUUUUUCAGGAUGACGAGGACCCAUUAGUGAGCACUCUUUGCGUUCAGUCAUUCAGCCAGCUACAAAUCCACCUAACAGGAAAGCAGUAAAUAGCAAUAAAGAGGUGGAGAGAUACGGUAGCAGAAAGGAGAAGGUCAUUGUUGUUCACUGAAGUGAUCUCAGAAGUGGGUUAGUAGAAUCCAGAUGUUGAAGCCUUUUUGAAGCCAAGGGGCUAGCUAGAGAGACGAUGGCUGCUUCCAGGAGAGGAAGGUUGCCUGGAAAAUGUUCUAAACUGGAAGUAUUGCUGUUUGAACUCUGCCUCAAAAAGCAGAGGAGUAAACGAAGGAGCACUUGUGUUGUUUUGUUUGUUGUAAAUGCCAGGCGUGGGGGAGGGUGGUUGCUCAAUCCAGAGCUGGAAAAAUUCCAAGACCAGGAAAAUUCUGUGUUGAUGCCUAAGAACUUUUGGCACUUUUUCCAUCCUUGACAGAGCAAACUCCAGAAACAUUCUAUUCCGCCUGCCACUUGAGAAUGGGAUGUCAUCCCUGCCCCUCCCCUGGCUGAACACAAAUUUGAGUGUGUGGAGGGGGAUUUGAUGUGCUGUGGAAGGUGGAAGUUGAGGUACUCAGAAAAAGGGGUUUACUUCUAAGCAUGAUGACCUCAGUGGUUCCAAACAUUUAGCUCGUUGCCAGCGUUCUUCAUUCUCAUAGUAUACCCAUUGAAAUUAAUGGAUGUGACUUAUUCUACUUAACAGGGACUUCCUGAAUAGACAUGGUGAGGCUUGCACUGUAACCAUUCAUUUCAUUGGGUCUCCUCCAACAAAAAAAAAACUAGUGUUGGAUGCGGCUCCAUUGUCUCAAUUCUUGUUUGUUUGUUUGUUUUUUGUAUCAUGCUUUAUGAUCCAUGGGUGGUGUGAUUACUUUUUUAGGUUACGUUUUAUAGCCUACCCAGUGCCAGAGGGCUUAAUUAACUCAGGUAAAUCUGAUUGUAAUGCCUUAAAUCAAAAGCAAAUGAAAACCUUCCAUCUCAGCAUAGUUUUAUUAAAAAAAAUAUCAAUCAGUCUCAUCAAGCGUGACCUUUAUAGUGAGGACUCUUUGAUUUCAUCAUUCCAACUGCUUGCUUCAGAAAUGCAGUGCAAAUUUAAAUCAUAUGGCAUGCCAUUCUUCCAUCUAAGAGUUCAUCUUGAGAACAUGAAGGCUGCUGCUAUCAUGAUUAAAUAUUGCCACAUUCCUGAGUGGGAUGUGGCCUUGGAGAAUCUCAAGUCAGAAAUGAGGUCACCCAGUGCCAGAAUACAGGAGCAGCAUUUGUCAUCUCAGAGCAUCGGUACAAUGCUUGAGCUUUUAGGAGCACUGAAUAUGUGACAUUAUUCCUACACAGAAAGAGUUAACUGUACUGUCCAAAGUGUUGUGGUAGCCACUUUCCCAACUUUUGCCCUGCCCUUUGGCAGCUAAGGUGUAUGUUUUAAAGACCCACUCAAUUUUUUUAUUGCAAAUUGAUUUUAAUGUUGCCAUGGGACCUUAUGGUGAAAGUCAAGUAAUAAAUCUAAAUCAUCGUUAUCUUCUACCCUGGGGCUCCCUGAAGAGUUGGUUGCCGAGCUGAAGGUAAAUGAGGAGAAGCCCAGGUCAGGGGAAGAACACCGGCAGGUCCUUUGGAUAUCACAAAUGGCCUGAGAACAUUUUGCUGUUACAUUGUUUUGUGUUUUGUUUUAUUCUUUUGUUUCCAUAUUUUAAAUUCUAAGCUGACUGAAAAGCAGUACAGGCAACCCCCAGUUUCUGCAGGGGUUAUUUUCUGUGUCAUUGUGCCCAAUGGUGGAGUGCACAUAAGUCCAUUCCACCCCCUUUUCCGGCCACUCACAGGUUGCCACAAUGAGUGUGUGCAUGGUUGUGCAUUGAUUGCACCCAUGUAAAUCGGUUGUCGCCUGUAUAUGGUGGUCAGUGGGGGUUUGCACUUGUACCAGUCAGACUACUCUGAGAACUGUAGGAAGUGGUGUCGUCAAAGUCUGGAAUGUUAACAGGUAAAUCAAGUUAAACUGGGUGUGUGAUGAGAGUCUUUGUGGCAAGCUGACCAGGGCAGACUCCUCAGUGCCUUAUGUAAUUAUUUAGUGCAUGCAUGCCACAAAGACUCAUGGGGCUUCUGAGUUGUGGGUCUGAGUUAAGAUACAUUGGCCUCUGCCCGUAAGACACUGGGUGAAACUGCCCCAGCUUUCACCUCAAGAGCUGAGGAGGUUUCACCCAGGCGUUUGCAGGCUCGGACAAUGCAGCUUGUUUGUGCCGCUCAGCUGGGGAUCGGGAAGGUUCCCCCUUCCCAGCUGAGACAGCCCCAGUGCUCUCACCGCUCACGUAUGAGUGGAUGGAGCAUCGGGGCUCCUUUAACUGCUCGCUGCGGGGAGUGGCAACCGCGCUUCCCUCAACUAAGCAGUUUCACGGAGCACCCACUUUGCUGCCAGCUUGUGGGAGCUGGAGCUGGGUUGGGGGCUCCUAUAACAGCUCAACUGAGGCAAGGACAGCUGCACAUUCCUUACUCAAGCAGUUUAAAGACGCAGAGGGAGGAACAAGCUGUAUUGGCACCUUGCCAAAACAGCUUGUUUCUCCCUCUGUGUCGUAUGAAGGCAGAGUGGAAUGGCGAUUUUCAUUCAGCAGUAUAUCCUUGGUGAAACUGCCACCUCUCCAGAGUCCCUCUGCUAGCAGCGCCCACUGGAGGAAGGAACUCUUCACUCCCCCCAGUGGACGCUGCUAGUGGAGGGACUCAGGAGCGGCAGCGAUACACUGCUGAAUGAAGCCAACAUUGCGGUCUGCUCCUCAUACCGUUCCUGGGCGAUAUAUAGAUAUUUUGGCAGGCCUAGUCUGAGCAUUGGACAGACCACCUUUAAAGGGAGGGGGGCAGUUGCUUGGAUUGACCUGAGCAGAAACAAGACUGGUGUGUUUGCAAGGGGAGCAGCCUUCAGCAUUUGUCCCAGGCACUUUGUACCUGCAUUAGCCUGGCUUGCUAUUCAAGUUGGAUAGGGGUACAGCCAGUGCAGCUGAUGUUGCACUGAAAAACUCUGUGCAUUUGAGUGGCUAGGCUUACAGUUUCACCUGUAAUUCAGCAGCUGCUGUUUGUUUGUGAAAGACUGAAAGUAUGACAUUGAGUGGGGUGGGGGGAACGCAAUCAGAAAGAUGGACACUGCUCCCUUUUACUCCCUGAAUGUUCUUCUUGGCACUACUUUUGAUGUAAUGUUGGUCUUCAGAAAAUAGAUGAAAAUAGAUGAAAAUAAAACCUACCUCCUUUAUACCUGUUCUUUAUCGGAUUAGCUCAGAAUUUUGACCCUGUCUCCUUCCUGUUCCCCUCAUGGGUGUAGCAAGGAGGGGCAGCUGCCCCCCCAUAAGUAAAAAUCAAUACAAAACUGAGGUUCUUCCCCCCCCUAACAAAAGUGUGCCCCCUAACAACAAUCCUGGCAAGACCCAUGCCCCUCCUCCUACCAGCAGAAAGGUAGCUAUUUAAAUGUGUGUGUGUUUUUGUAAAUAGAACAUGUUUUAUUUAUAAUUUAUACAAAAUACAAUUACAUAAAAUGAUAGGAACAUAAUGAAAUAUUGUUGAAGCAAAAAAACCAAACAAACAAAAAAACAGAAUCAUGGAGCUGGAAGGGACCCCAAUGGUCAUCUUUCAAAUGCAACCCCCUGAAAUGUAGGAAAAUCAGCUAAAGCAUCCAUGACAGAGACCUGCUUAGAGACCUCCAAGGGAGGAGAGUCCAGUACCUCCAGAGGGAGAUCCAUCUUCCAUGUGUAAUAAAAAGUAAGCAACACUUAUUGAACCGCAGUUAUUUGACACAGAGGGGGAAACCUACGGAUACAGUCCAAAAGGUGCACAGGGAGAAUUUUAAAAAGCAAGUGGUCCUCACUGACGGUGCAAAAAGAUAUUGUCAUCUGGAGGAGCCCUGGUUGCCUACAUAAAACACUAUAGCUCCCCUGCCCUGUUGUUGUUCUUUAGUUGUGUCCGAAUCUUUGUGACCCCAUGGACCAGAGCACACCAGGCACUCCUGUCUUCAACUGCCUCCCACAGUUUGGUCAAACUCAUGUUCGUAGCUUCAAGAACACUGUCCAACCAUCUCGUCCUCUGUCAUCCCCUUCUCCUUGUGCCCUCCAUCUUUCCUAACAUCAGGGUCUUUUCCAGGGAGUCUUCUCUUCUCAUGAGGUGGCCAAAGUAUUGGAGCCUCAGCUUCAGGAUCUGUCCUUCCAGUGAGCAUUCAGGGCUGAUUUCUUUAAGAAUGGAGAGGUUUGAUCUUCUUGCAGUCCAUGGGACUCUCAAGAGUCUCCUCCAGCACCAGAAUUCAAAAGCAUCAAUUCUUCGGCAAUCAGCCUUCUUUAUGGUCCAGCUCUCACUUCCAUACAUCACUACUGGGAAAACCAUACCUUUAACUAUACGGACCUUUGUCAGCAAGGUGAUGUCUCUGCUUUUUAAGAUUCUGUUUAGGUUUGUCAUCACUUUUCUCCCAAGAAGCAGGCUUCUUUUAAUUUCAUGACUGCUGUAAUCAUCUGCAGUGAUCGUGGAAUCCAAGAAAGUAAAAUUUCUCACUGCCUCCAUUUCUUCCCCUUCUAUUUGCCAGGAGGUGAUGGGCCCAGUGGCCAUGAUCUUCGUUUUUUUGAUGUUGAGCUUCAGACCAUAUUUUGCGCUCUCCUCUUUCACCCUCAUUAAGAGGUUCUUUAAUUCCUCCUCACUUUCUGCCAUCAAAGUUGUGUCAUCUGCAUAUCUGAGGUUGUUGAUAUUUCUUCCAGCAAUCUUCCAGCUUGGGAUUCAUCCAGUCCAGCCUUUCGCAUGAUGAAAUAUAAGUUAAAUAAGCAGGGAGACAAUAUACAGCCUUGUCUAGGCUUCCUCAACCUUGGCUCUCCAGAUGUUUUUGGCCUACAACUCCCAUGAUCCCUAGCUAGCAGGACCAGUGGUCAGGGAUGAUGGGAAUUGUAAUCUCAAAAAAUCUGAAGGCCCGAGGUUGAGGAAGCCUGACCUUGUUGUACUCCUUUCCCAAUUUUGAACCAAUUAGUUGUUCCAUAUCCAGUUCUAACUGCAGCUUUUUGUCCCACUUAGAGAUUUCUCAGGAGACAGAUGAGGUGAUCAGGCACUCCCAUUUCUUUAAGGACUUGCCAUAGUUUGCUGUGGUCGACACAGUCAAAGGCUUUUGCACAGUCAAUGAAGCAGAAGUAAAUGUUUUUCUGGAACUCUCUAGCUUUCUCUAUAAUCCAGCACAUGUUUGCAAUUUGGUCUCUGGUUCCUCUGCCCCUUUGAAAUCCAGCUUGCACUUCUGGGAGUAAGACCCACUCAACUCAGUGUGACUUUCUUCUGAAUAGACAGUUAUUUACUAGCAGCACCAGACAACCACACUCGACUAGGCGCUAGAGUGGAUUUCACCCCAUGUCUUGCAAUGCCAGGCCGAUGCUGCCUUCAGAUCCUGCACCCCUCGGCAACAUCCGAAGGCCCUGAUCCACUAGGCGCUGAGGUGGAUUGCAUCCUGCGCCUUGCAGAGUCAGGCCCAGGCUGCCACUGGGCCCAGCACUGGCAGCAGCAACAAGCAGCUGUGGCUCUCCUAGCCCAACCCAUUGCCACCCCACCAUUGCACUUACCGGACAUGGGGGUCCUAGAUUGUGGGCUCUACUGGUCAAACCAGGAGCCUCAGUGAUCGCCCUUUUCCUCCAGAAACUGCUCCAAGAAAUCGCCUGGCUGCGCCCUUACCAGCUUGUGAUUGGCCAAGCGGAUAGCCAGCCAAUCAGGAUUUUUUGUUAAAAAAAUGUUUUCUCCCUUCACUUCUUCUGUGGCCCCCUAGCCACAUUUACGUAUUUUUCACCUGUGUCCCCCUUGGAAUAUCCUGCCCCCCCAGGGGGCCAUAUGGCCCCUGGUUGGGAAACACUGAUAUACAUUAUGUUCUCCCAUCUUUGUUGUCAUAGCAAACUUGAGGCACAGGUUAGUUAUACUGAGAUAGUAAUUGACCAAACUUACCUACUGAGCUUCAUAACUGUGUGGGGAUUUAAAUCUCACUGUCCUUGGUCCAAGGCCAGUCCUCUGCCUACCAUAUGACACUGGCUGUCUUCAAACUGGCACUCAUAUUUGUUUAGCCUUGAGCAGGAAACAUUUGCACUGGCCCUGAGCAUUUCUUUUUUUAAAUAAUAAGACUUUUUAUGCUUUUCUCUAAGGAGCUCAUAGUGGUAUACUACAACAUUCUGUUCUUCCAGUCUCUCCAUAAAAGGCUAUUAACAUGUCUUCAUUCAUUCCAGGGUAUAUUAUCAUGUCAGGGUCAUCGUAUCUCUAUGCUAAGAUGAACGAAACACAUUGCUCUCCUCAAAUACUUCUGGCCUAUGAAUGCCACAAGGUGGGAAGGAACAAUGUGAGGUUGAAAUGGAGCCCCCUCCUCAGCUCGAAUGGCUUGUACAGAAGGAUUCCCUCCGACAUCUUUGGUCACGAAACCAAACUGCAGAUAGUUUUUCCAAAGAGAAGGGGGUGGGAUUUCUGGUUGUGCAACAGACAAGUUAAGCCAGAAAAUUGGUUCCCUUUGCCUGCUGAUGGGGCCCCUUCUAAGGAGGCCCAACUCAAUCGUUGCUGGCUGACAGUAACUAAAGAAGUUUGCAAAACCUUGAGCUGUAACCUGUAAGUCUUACUUUGUCAAGUAGAUUGUGGAUUGCUUGAUAGGAUCCUGCUUUUUCUGUUAAACUAAAUUUUUGGUUUCUCACAUUUCCAAACUCCUUUUCAGAGAGAGACAUUUGUAGUAUUUCAGUGUUGUUAUUUCUUAGUGCUGCUUCAUUUAGCUGCCAACCUCAGUGUUGUUAAAGAAAAAAUUAUGGGAGUACGGGCUUUACACCACUUCCCCCAGGGUUCCCUCCGGUCAGCAAAAGGAGGAGACUGCAGCCAAGUUGAAGAAGCAAAACAGCGGUCAGUAGACCUGAUCUUUAUUUGUUGCAACAAAGGUUCAAACAAAAAAAGAGAAACAACCCCGUGCAAGGAGUUGCAAGAGAUUUUAAAACCUUCCCGCUUUCCCUUGAAACAUCACUCAUAAUCAUCAUCAAAAUGUUACAAAACCAGCAGAAAAGAGGAGUGGUUGCCAGGCAGAAACAUGAAACUGGUUGCUACACCUGUCAAUCAAGUAAGUUCCCAACACCUUCUAGCUACCCUUUCCCAAAGAACAAUACAGUGGUACCUCUAGUUACGAACUUAAUUCGUUCCAGAGGUCCAUUCUUACCCUGAAACUGUUCUUAACCAGAGGUGUGCUUUCACUAAUGGGGCCUCUUGCUGCCUCUGCGCCGCUGGCACACGAUUUCCGUUCUCAUCCUGGGGCAAAGUUCUCAACUCGAGGUAAGUCUUCCAGGUUAGCGGAGUUUGUAACCUGAGGUGUUUGUAACUCUAGGUGCCACUGUACAGUGGUGCCUCGCAAGACGAAAUUAAUUCGUUCCGCGAGUUUUUUCGUCUAGCGAAUUUUUCAUCUUGCGAAGCACGAAAUCCCAUAGGAAAGCAUAUAAAUUCAAUUAAUGCGUUCCUAUGGUCAAAAAAAGUCCAAACAAAGCCAAAUUUGGUACAACAAGAGUUUGUUAAGUGCUCUUUAAAGUCACACAUACUGUAAAGAGCAUUUCAAAAAUUGAAGGAACAAUAAAUUAAGUUUCUAAACAUGACAGAAAAACAUUUAAAAAUCAACAAAGUGUACAGUACAUUUUCUAAGACUCUGGGGGACAACUCGAAGAAGGUUCCUCUUCCACUCUUUGCUUCUUGCUGAAGAAACCCCUCCUCAACUGUUCCCCCAGCCACCCACCACACAUAAAUUCAAUUACAUAAUUUUUUUUAAAAACAUCAGUGUGGCCCAAUGGUCACAGAAAAUCAUAAAAAUGCAGAAAAAAACCACACAAGCUCCAAGAUUCUUGCAAACCCCUCCUCAACUGUUCCCCCAGCCACCCACCACACAGAAAUUCAAACCCAGAAAAUUUUUUUAAAAAACAGCAGAGUGGCCCAAUGGUCACAGAAAAUCAUAAAAAUGCAGAAAAAAAACCACACAAGCUCCCAGAUUCCUGCAAACCCCUCCCCAACUGUUGCAAACCCCUCCUCAACUGUUCCCCCAGCCACCCACCACAUAGAAAUUCAAACCCAGAAAUAUUUUUUAAAAAAACAACAUGGCCCAAUGGUCACAGAAAAUCAUAAAAAUUCAAAAAAAACCCACACAAGCUCCCAGAUUCUUGCAAACCCCUCCCCAACUGUUCCCCAGCCACCCACCACACAGAAAUUCAAACCCAGAAAUUUUUUUUUAAAAAAAACAACAUGGCCCAAUGGUCACAGAAAAUCAUAAAAAUGCAGAAAAAAACCCACACAAGCUCCAAGAUUCUUGCAAACCCCUCCCCAACUGUUCCCCCAGCCACCCACCACACAGAAAUUCAAACCCAGAAAUUUUUUUUUAAAAAAAACAACAUGGCCCAAUGGUCACAGAAAAUCAUAAAAAUUCAAAAAAAAAAACCCCACACAAGCUCCAAGAUUCUUGCAAACCCCUCCCCAACUGUUCCCCCAGCCACCCACCACACAGAAAUUCAAACCCAGAAUUUUUUUUUAAAAAAACAACAUGGCCCAAUGGUCACAGAAAAUCAUAAAAAUUCAAAAAAAAACCCACCACACAAGCUAACAGAUUCUUGAAAACCCCACCCCAACUGUUCCCCAGCCACCCACCACACAGAAAUUCAAAUCCAGAAUUUUUUGAAAAAAAAACAACAUGGCCCAAUGGUCACAGAAAAUCAUAAAAAUGCAGAAAAAAACCACACAAGCUCCCAGAUUCUUGCAAACCUCUCCCCAACACCAAGUCCUUGAAUUCCAAACACCCCAACCCAAAAUCCAAAAACCCCCAAAAAAGUUUUAAAAGUUUAACUUACCAAACGGCUACAAAAGAAGUUUUGGAAAAGCUUCAAAAAUCAGCAAAGUCCUCAAAAACCUCAGAAAAGGCUACCACACCGCGUGCAAUGUGUUGCUCCUCAAAGUCAAGUCGCAACUGCACCUCUUCAAGCAAUGCACCCUGGGUAUUAACGGUUUUUAGAAAAGGCAACAAACUCGCAAGACGUUUUCGUCUUGCGAAGCAAGCCCAUAGGGAAAUUCGUCUUGCGAAGCAGCUCAAAAAACGGAAAACCCUUUCGUCUAGCGAGUUUUUCGUCUUACGAGGCAUUCGUCUUGCGGGGCACCACUGUAAAAGUAUUUACAUAUCCCCUAGCAGUGAGGCUUUUCAGAGCAUCCUUUGAGAGAAUCAGGGUUCAAUGUACUAACUAUACUGAUGGAUUUCUGUCUGGGGUACUUGUCCUUGAACACCUGCCUCACAUUGUGAAGCUAAGGUCACACCUUAGGGAGGAGCAAGGAGUACAUGACCUUAUGCUUGUGGGAUUAUGAAGCCCUGGAUUCCCCACUUCAAGAGGAGUCAUUUGUUGAUGGUGGUCAAAUUGUUGAAAUUCAAUGAUUAUUUGAAGUUUCUGUAGGUUCUAGUCUCAGGGUUUCAAGUUGCCAUUGACCCUCUUUGCUGAAGAUUAGUCGUACCUUGGUUUUCGAACAGCUUAGUUCUCAAACGUUUUGGCUCCCGAAUGCCACAAACCCAGAAAUGAGUGUUCCGGUUUGUGAACUACUUUUAGAAGCUGAACGUCUGACGUGGCUUCCACGGUUUCUGUUUGACUGCAGGAGCUUUCUGCAGCCAAUCGGAAGCCGUGUCUUGGUUUCAGAACAUUUUGGAAGUCUUAACAGACUUCCGAAACGGAUUCCGUUUGAGAACCAAGGUACAACUGUACUAGUAAGAAGGGCAAAAGGGGAUUUUGUGUUUGUGUGGUGGCGAAGGGGAUAUUCAGGCUCAUCGUCCUGACUGGGCUUAGGCAUGGAGGGGGUGUCACUUAUGUCAUCUCCCACCCCACGGCAGUAACAGUGUGUUACUGAUUUCCAGAGGCAUACUUGCUGAUAAGGAUCUAAUUGGCUCCCCCCCUCUUUGUUGGGGUAUAAAAGGAAAGCUACCAGUCAUUUUUGCCCAUGAGAUCUGAAUGGUGCAAAACUGGAAAGCAAAUAAGAACUCUAAAAUGUUUUUGUAGCACUUUUAAGACUGCAAUGUUAUCCAUGCUUUGUAUGGAGUAAGCCACAUAGAACUCGAUUGGACCUAACUUCUAACUAACCAUUCAUAGGAUUGGGUUGCAAGUGCCUUGCAAUCAUUUUCUCCUUCAUUCUUUUAAUGACCCUACAAAGCAAGGCACUGUUGGUUCUUUUUAAAGUUACGGAUGGGGAACUGAGGCUGAGCAAAUUGUAAAAGGCUAUCUAGUGAGUAUACAGCUUAUGGCAGAGACUCUGGUUUCUUUUCUCUGUAUCACUCACCUAGACAUUCUGCUUGUAGGCUUCCUUCAGCUUGUAUAAUUCAAAACUGUUGUGUGAUUGUGGGGUUUAUGGCAGAGAAUGUUGGAAACUCUUCCCUGAAGAGAAUUAAAAAAUCAAAGGCACAGUGAAUUUGGACUCAGAUCCCCAGUCAGCUAUCACUGAGAUACAUUUUACAAGCUUGGUUUAGAAAUUUAAUAAAAUAAUAAUAAAACGUGUAAUAAAACGUUUCAAAGUGGUAUUAAAAUUAUAAAAUAGAAUAACUUGUAUUUUUUUAACAAAUUAAUUACAUUUUAGCAUGAAAAGUUAUUGUGGCAUCAUACUAUAUACAUAAUAAUAAGUAUAUAUUCUACUGAGGUCCCCUUUGAAGUAUUUUAUCAACGGACAAUAAAACAUGCAGUUAGCCUUAACAGAAACUUUAUUCUUUGAGCCACAAAUAGUAGAUGUGUAUGAGGUUCCCCACCUCUGUUGUAAACAGGCAAACUCGGGUCAGGGACAGUGGUGCAUGUAUUGUUUCUAAUGUUCUGUUUCUCUGUGAGUUGAGAUUCCAGUUUUACCCCACAGUAGGCAGGUGAGAAGCAGAGCAGGCAACAACAGUAUCUGUCUCCUCCCCACCCACCUUCUCCCCCCUGACCUUCCAUCAACCACACUGGAAUGUUAAAGUUACUGGCAGGGGCUCUGGCAUGCAGCUGCUUCAAGGUUUUUUCUUUUCCCCCAAUCAAGUGGUAUAUAAAUUUUAAUAAUAACAGUAAUAAAACUGGCAAUCCCAAUCACUGAUGUUGGUUUUCCUGCACUCCCAUUAAGGAGCCCACGGAAAUUUGGAGAUGCAUUGGCAAGUGUUAAGUCUGUUUGCAGGCCUCACAGCUCAAAUUAGGUGUCCUUUAAAUAACAAGGAAUGCCCUUCUCUGGCAGGAAAAUAAUAGUCUCACCUAUAUUGUGAUUGUGCUACAGUUGUGUGUUGGCGCAUUCUGUAGGCCAAAAUAGCAGCCAUUUUGGUUUAUUCUUGCAGCUGAACCUGCUGCGGGCAGGCUUGUUCUAUUCCAGAAAACAAAACUGCAUUGAUACCUCUCUGAGGGCAGUGGGAUAAUAGCAGCAAGAGGUAACCCCCCCCUUCAUUGGUUGGAGGCCUUUAAUGUCCCAUGGGACUGUUGCAGGAAUGUGCCUCAGCCUUUAACAGCUGUUUCCAAUGUAGUGUCUUGCAGUUCAGCAGACAGAGAAAGGGCUAAAGAUAUGGCAACCUCUUUUCUCUCUCUCCCAGUCACGGCAUUUCCCUACAUUUCAUUUUUAUGUUGGUUCUCCCUUGUUUAAGCAAUUAGCUUUCUUGUCCAUUCUCUCUGUGUGUAAAUGUUAAUGGCUUGUUAUACAUGCGUUGUUCUGUGCUUUCCAUCUGAUGAGGACUGAAGCUAUAAAAAUGCUGAAAGCCCAUUUGCACUGUAUUAUCAUUACGGUAUCAAGAGAAAGAGGAAUCCUUGCAUUACUGUGUGUUCAUUUGGGCCAGUGAGUUUUUGUGGUGCCAGCAGGCAGCUUUUUUCUCAGUUUCCUAUGCAAGCUUGAGGGAUGAGUUAAAAAUCACUCCCAGCCAAUGCAAAAACUCACUGGUCCACUGCAACUCACUCAUUUUCCAGGCCCUUCCUAUUGUGCUAAUACACUUCCAUUUGUGCAUAAUGCUGCAGGUCUUAUAAGUUCAGAAACCAGAGGACCCCUAGAUGCUCUUUCCAAAUGGAGGCUCUUAAAGGUCAGGCUAGUGUUGUUAACCCCUUGUAAGACACUACCAGGAGUCUUGGCCUUCCCAAUGGGCUAUGAAAGGUGGUUCUAAAAUGCUUCCCUUCCUAAUCCCCUGAAGACCAACUCUGAGCUGGAGUAGAAAGCAUCACAAUUGUGGCAGCAGUUCUGUUGUAGACUGCCUUUUCUGUGGUGUAGGUAUGAUGUUUCUGGGGAUGGUCUUGGACUCCAGGGCGGGCAAUUUAAAAUGUCUACAUAAGGGCUUGCACGCACGGCUCGGGGUCCUCUUCCUCUCUCCUGUGUGUGGGGGAGCACCCUGUUGCAACCGUUAAUAAAGAUCAGGCUUACUAGCUGCUUUGCUUCUCAAAAAAACAAACAAACAAAAUGCAAUUGGGGGGGCAAACUCCUCAGGGUAUCUUCCUCUUUGAUGAAAAUAUGUGGAUUAGCUUAAAUGAGUGAAAGACUCCCUGCCAGAAGCUACUUUGCUUCUCAUCACAGCAGGUCAUCAAUUGAACAGUGAUGUGAUGCAGCACGUUUUUUUCAAAGGAGUGUUUCUGCACAAAGUAUUUCCAGGACACAGCUAUAGGGUGUUUGUUGGUCUGUUUAUUUGAAAAAAAUUACAAACUGCCUCUGCCCUAACAGGAGCCCUUGCUUCAUAAUAAAUACAAAAACUAAAGAACCUCAAGCAGUAAAAUCAACCAGCACCUUGAUUACAAGUGCAGUAAGAACAUGUUUUACAUUUUAAGUAUAACAUUUUAAUCUCCUCCGUUCUAGGAACUAAAGUCAUUAUACGUGGUGUCCCUUGCCCAUUCCUCCCAUGUGGUGGUUAAGCUAUGUUGCUGUACCUGACCCCUGCUGAGCUUCAUGGCUGAGCAAGCAUCUGGACCCCCAGCUCCCUUGUCAAAGCUGAAUAUUCAAGCCAUUACUAAGGUCUUUGGUUUCCACCCGAAAGGCAGUAGAGGAGUUGCAAAUGGAACCUGAAAUAUACUCAGAGUCGCAAAGUGAUUUCAUGCUCUUUAUUCAGCUCAUAGUGGUGAGGAGGAAUGAAUGAAAGUCCCCUCAAAGUAUCUGCUUUAUAUACAUUAUUUACACAAUGGGCUGCACAUGAUUGGCUAAUUCUGGAAUUCUACUGUAAGCCAAUCAGGUUGUGGAUUCACUUAUAUCUGGAGCAUGAUUGGGUGGUUCCUGCCAACCAAUCAUACUGCUGCAUUGUUCUAGGACCAAUCAGACUGCUGCAUUCUGAAUCCUAUUGUUCUAGGACCAAUCAGACUGCUGCAAUUUGGAUCCUAUUGUUCUAGGACCAAUCAGACUGCUGCAGUUUGGAUCCUAUUCAACUCAUACAUAGCAGAACCUCUUUAGGCAGGGAGUUUCAACUCUGGGGUCUCAGCAUCCAGAAGACUCUUGCCCACCUACUGCACAAGGUAGAGGCACUUGCAAGAGGGUCUUCUUGGACUGCAAGGGAUGGCAUAUAGGGUUGGAGUGAUUCCUUCGAAUCACAAGAAGCAAGGCAGCUGGCAAGUUCAAAGCAAGCCCUUUGCCUUGAGCAGAAAACGUAAAGGUAAAGAACCCCUGACAGUUAAGUCCAGUCGCGAACGACUCUGGGGUUGCGGCGCUCAUCUUACUUUACUGGCCGAGGGAGUCAAUGUUCGUCCGCAGAGAGAGCAUGACUAAGCCGCUUCUGGCGAACCAGAGCAGUACACGGAAACACUGUUUACCUUCCUGCUGGAGUGGUACCUAUUUAUCUACUUGCACUUGGAUGUGCUUUUGAACUGCUAGGUUGGUAGGAGCUGGGACAGAGCAACGGGAGCUCACCCCGUCGCAGGGUUUGACCUUCGAUCAGCAAGCCCUAGGCUCAGGUUUAGACCACAGCACCACCUGCAGAAAACUAGCAGCUCACAAAUGCAGGUCUUGAGGACCUGAUAAAAUCCCAUGUGGCUGUGCUUCCAGCCCUUGCUGUGUCCGACCCAUCUUCAGAGGUAGCAUCUGUUGCCCGAACCCAGAGCUCCAUCUUGUAGGUUUUGUAACCAGCUCCUGGCCUGCCUGUGGCAAAUCGGGACUUCCUGGCCUCUGGGCGAGUAGGAGCCACCUCGCGCCCUCCUCCGUCUAAGGACAACUUGGCAUUGAAAGGCGGCGAGGAGAAGACCCGCCUGGCCUUCGGGGCGCCCCUCUUCGCCUUGAAGGCCAGGAGGCGCAGGGCAUUGCGCUCGCCUGUCUGCGUCGGGGUGGGGAGCAGCAUUUAGCAGGCUAGCGCGCGGGGGGGGGGGGAUCCAAGUGGCUCAACCGGCGCCCCGGCGCUCCUCCUUCCCUGGGCCGGGCGCCUUUAAAGCCUGCCGACUCCUUGCUGUGUGACGUGCGCCUGGCUCCUGGCCCGGCGAGGGGAGGAGCGGUGGCGCCGCUGCUGGUGCGGAGGGACCCUCUCCUCCGCCUCCUGCUGCUGCUGUCAGCCCGCCCGCCCGCCUCCCUCUCCGAGAAGCGAAGCCACAACUUUUCUUUUGUGCGCGCGCGUUCACUCCCCCCUCCCCUUGGCUCUCUCCUCUCCAGAUUUUAAACCCUAAUGACGGAUUAAAAAUCUGGCGCCCAGAAACUGUGGCUUUAGAAGUCCGGUAAGGCCUGAACAAAGACUCUCUCUCUUUCUCUCUCUCUUUCCUUUUUCUGCUCUGCCUGGUUUGAUUUGCACACAACCUGCGGGGAGGGGGCCGCCUCUCGCCUUUCCCCCUUACGGCUCUUCCUCGUCCCACUCCCCAGAGUCCCGCGGCCGCGAGAGGCGCCGAGCAAGGAGUCUCCUCCGUGCCCGCCUUUUGUCCGAAGCAGCGCAAAGCAGGCGGGCAUUGCCUGCUGGGGCGAAGUUGGCAUUUGCCAACAUCCGGGAGUUCGGCGGCUUGGUCGCUUUCCCGAAAGGGGAGGGCUGGAUGGGGGGGGGAGGGCAUGUUCUCUUUGCCUGUUUUCUGCCGCCGCCCAGGCCCGAGGAUCGAAGUGAGCGGGCUUCGGGGAGGUGCGCGCUUGUGUGUGUUUGUGCUUGCCUGCCCGAAGGAGCCCCAUCGAGCCGAGCGGCGAGCCUCCAGGCCAGCCCCGCGGGCUACGUGCUCGCUGGGCUCUUGGAGAGCGGAUCACGCCCCCUCCAGUCGCCUCCCUCCGCCUGGCCUCUUAAUCUGCGCCAGAGCUUGGAGGGACCGGAGGGGGAAGAGCAGAGCAUAAACAAGGGCGGGAGGAGAAAGCGACCUGGGGCGCUCUCGCCUCCUCCUCGAGCCCCUUCUGCAAAGGUGCCCGUGGGCUGUAGGCAAGCUCCGCGGAAAGGCGGACUUCGCCGCUGCUCCGCGCCGCCUGCUCGCGCCACAAGCCGAUUGGUCGUGCGCUCUGCUGCCGCCAUGACUCUCGGCUGCGCGGCAUUACUGCUCUUCGCCCCGCAAGCCUGGAGGGGGCUGCGCUACGCCUUGCUUGGCCUCCAGUUUGAGGGAUCGAGGUACAAAAGUGCGCGCUUGGAAAGCGCAUCAGAAGUGUUGUUGCGUUUGCCUCGAAGAUGCCCAAGAAACGUUGCCCUUGCCACUCUGGUGUGCAGCUUGGGCUGGCAGGCUUUCAAGAAGACAAGGCCUGCCUUUCGCAAUGAGAGUAUCAGGUCUGCUGCGUUUCGCCAUUCCCGCCUGCCGACCUCCCUUCAUUGAAAUUAAGAAGCUCGUUCUUCCUGGACCUGCAGCCUCCCCAAACCACUGGGUGCAUCUGGUGUGCCUCAUACCUAAAGGCAGACCCCUUUUCGUUCUCUGCCAAGCAAUGGGGAAAAUGCAGGGCCGCAGAAUUUGGUAAAAUCCAUAAAAUAAUUUGAGACCUUGGGAUUAGGUCGCGCGCUUCUGUAAACAGCCUCUGCGUGUGUCGCCCCUCCCCUCCCCUACACACGGCUGAACUGUAGCCUGUUGGAGUUUUUCUGUUCUUCAGAAUCCCAGUGAAUACAUAGGAAAAUUAAUGGGAUUGCAACAGAACAUUGCAGUGCAUCUCCAGCUCCUAAGAGGAAUGCUGCUGUUCAGGGUCUCCAAAUAUCCUGGAAUGUGAGCUUUGUAAUAAUGUUUAGGCAUUGGAGAGGGAUAAAGGACACCUUUUCUCUUCCCUGGCUGUGCUGUAUAGUGCUAGAGGGCUGCUGGUUCUCACCUAGGCAUUUUAUUGCAAUAUAGUGUAUAUAAUGGUUGUUUUGGAAAAGAAGUCUCUCUCCUCAAUAAACAAAAAUUCUUGUAUACUGGAGGGACAGAUGUGUUCCUCUUCCUUGAAGCCCCAUCUGUGGAACAACAGUCCACUUUUUUGAAGCUGCCUGUCCCAUGCUCUCAACAAAUGAGCCAACUUUUUUGUGUAUGAAGUCCAAGACAUCUACAAAAAGUGAAGUGCUCACACAAAUGUUUUGUAGUCAUUGAUGGCACAUUAUUUGUAUGAAAAGUCUCUGAGCCUUCUCUACUUCACAUGUCCUUUGGAUACCUGCAGGCAGUUCUUUCCACUGGUAAUCUGGCAGGUGGCUAUCUAAAAGUCUGUCUUCAAAAUACCUUCUUUCCUUUAUGCAGAAACAUGCCAUAUUUAUGUGGAUGAGGCUCAGUGGGCUUUCUAAGUUAUCCUGUUUAAUGCCAUCUUCCUUCCCAGAGCUAACAAGAAAGCAGGACUGGAUGGGAUGUUGGUCUGAACUGGAGGGGGAGAGGGCCUUGAUGAAACCAGAAGGUAGCCUUAGUCUCAUUUCUUAAUUACAGCUAAAAGAGAUUACUGUAAUAGAAAAUUGAGGCAUCUUGCAGGUUUGACACCUAGGAUUUUUGCUUAGCCUGCUCAAAAAUAAAUAGUUGUAGACAAUUAGAUAUCUGACUCUUAAAAUUCUUGCCUCUUAAUUCCUAAAGUUCUGUUGCCCCAGAAAUCUGCAGCAUAGAGGUAGAACACCAUUCCUUGCUUUUUAUUGAAGCUGUGAGGCUAAAAGAGAUUUUGGAAGGACACUUCAUGAAUUGAAGUUCUUAAUUGCUGUACCAUUUGUGGGUUAGAUGGGAGAAACACACCACAUUUAUCACUUUCAUUACCUUCAUCAGGCAUAGGAUGUUCCUACCAAGUCUGAACUGUUAAGGUGACUGCUUUUCUGGGGAUAAAUUGUCUGGCUUGCUUGUGCCUGGUGACAGAUUAACUUGCCUCAGAGUUUUCUGCCUUGCCACUGAGCCACAGGGGUAAAGUCCAAAGGGGUAUGGCAGAGUGCUGGAGUAGUAGUUGUUCCAGUCAGUUCAGGUCCACACUGUGCUCACUUGAUUAGUUUUUUAGCUCUAGAAGACAAUGGCAGCAUGCAAGCUGACUGUGCUAAAUAAAUGUUGCAAGCCAGCUGUGGGAAGAAAAAGCCUUUAAAUAUUUAGGCAGGGCAUGAAAUAGUAUCCAGCCAUUGAUCAGUCCCCACAUCCCCAUCACUGAGGCAGCCUUGGAGGCAGAGAUAGGCUACAGCAGCAUCAUACUCACAUUGACCAAUUUAAAGUGGCUUAUUACUGUGCUUUUAUACUGCCUGCCUAUCGACAAACUUAAGAGGCUUGCAAUCUCCAAGAUUAAAACAAAAAAGGAUGCAAAAGUUGGACCAGUAAAAUAGAAUUUUCACUUGCCAUUCAUAGCCUGUUCAGGAGCUCCCUCAACAGGCUCUCUCCUUCCAUUUUCCUCUCAGUUCACACAGUUCUUUAAGUAGUGUCCAGGAUGUUGUGGCUGCCCCAGCUGAACUUUCUCAGUUCUGGAGCUGAUGGCAUGAACUUGCUAGCUUGGGCUUCAGUUCCCUGAAGAAGUACCUAAACUUAUUUAUUUGCCCUUUGCACAACAGAAGAUGCAAACAGGGACUUGCAGCAAAACAUUGCAGUGAAUCCCCACCCCUAGCGGAGUGGAACAGCAGUCUCAUGGUUAGGCUCACAGAGGGCACCUUCUUUGCUACCUUCCCGAAAACUUCCCCAGCUGUGUUAUAAAGUGCUUAAGCCCUCGCUUCACUCAGUUGCUCCUGUUUCUAGGGCAAGCAACUCUGAUUGUGGCAACACACACCAUUGCUUCAGAUUGGCCUACUGUAAUAUGCUCCAUGUGGGUUUGCAUUUGGGAAUUUCAGUGACUUCAAAAUGUUGCAGUGAAAGUUCUGACAUCUUCUGGAGCAAGGGGUACCUUGGCUUCUCAAAUGAAUUGAGCCUGAAAAUAUGGCCACCCAAGUGGUAUUUGCCUCUAGCAUAUUCACCAGCAACUGAAAAGUACUAUUUACACAAUUUUAUCUCCACUGUUGGAGGCAGCAGACAGUUGCUGGGAAUUAGCAGUGUGGAGAAUGCUGUUGCACUCAUAGGAACAUAACAGUAGCCUACUGGAUCAGGCCAGUGGUCUAUCCAUUCCAGCAUCCUGUUCUCACAGUGGCCAACCAGAUGCCCAUGGGAAACCAGUGGGCAGAACCUGAGCACAAGAGCAGUCCUCUCCUGGGAUUUUCACCAACUGGUAUUCAGAAGCAUUACUGCAAAGGUACAGAAUAGACAUUAUGGCUAGUUGUCAUUGAUCGCCCUCUCCUCUGUGAAUUUGUCUAAUCGUUUCUUAAAGUCAUACAAGAUGGUGGCAAUCACUGCAGCCUAGGGGAGCCAGUUCUAUAGUUAGGUUACAAAUGCUUCAGGUUACAAACUCCUGGAAGAGUUACCUCGAGUUGAGAACUUUGCCCCAGGAUGAGAACGGAAAUUGUGUGCCGGCAGCGCAGCGGCAGCAAGAGGCCCCAUUAGCGAAAACAUGCCUCCAGUAGAACGGACCUCCAGAAUGAAUUAAGUUCAUAACUUGAGGUACCGCUGUAAUUUUAUUUUUUCUGUCUUGAAUCUUCCAAUUAAGCUUCAUUGGAUGUCCACUAGUUCUAGUGUUACAAGAGAUGGAGAAAAAUUUUUCUCUUUUUUUUUUUGUAAUUAAAAUGAGGCAUUUAUUGCAACAAGAUGUGACAGACACUCUGAAGACAGGCUAGGAAUAGACAGAAAUACGCAGUGAUGGCUACCAACUUAGAUGCUUUUUAAACUAUCUGCCAUGGCUUUGUUCUGCCUCCAGGACUGGCGACACCAUGUCUCUGAAGAGCACCAUCUUUCUCAUAGGCACCCGUCUGGCCACUGUGGGGAAUGAUGACCUCUGGUCCUGAUCCAGCACGACUCUUACGUUGUUAUGGCAAGCAGAUAGUCAGCAGGCAAAGCUUUUUGAGCAUGCAGGGUUAGUGAUGAUGGGCAAAGACAGUACCUGGUGAAUGUCUGCUUGCCUUGAAGCUUUUAUUUUUUAAAAAAAUAAUAUUUAUUGAGAAUUUUAAGAUUACAAAGAAACAAAGAAAAAAAGAAGGAAGGAAAAAACAAGUAGCAUUUAAACAAUACGAAUCAAUAAAAAAAAAACAAGGUCAAAAAGAGAAAAAAACAAAACACAUAAUACAUCAAAAUCAAAAAGCAAAAAUAGACAAGAAAUUUAAAAACAAAUCCAAUAUUCCCAAAUCAUUAACUGUCAUUACCUUGUUUCAUCGACCUCCUCACACCUCCCUUUUUUGUAUUCUAGUUGUUAAUUAUCUCAGCAAAUCCUUUCCAUCUUUCAUAAUAUUCUGUCAUUAAAUUACCUUAAUCUAUUUUAACCUUAUCUUACCAUAAAAGGCCCUAAAACUUAAAACUUAAAUCUUAUUUAUACCAAAUUCUCUUAACCAUGACAUAUUCUUACAUAAUUCUUUUUAACAUUUCUGCUAAAGCCAAAUAAUUUCAUUCCAACAUUUUUCUAAUACUCUUUACUUUUACAGGAUUUUCCUAAAUAAUUUGUUUAAAACUUUCUUCCAAUCUUCAUCCAACGUCUCUUUCUCCUGGUCUCGGGUUUUGUCAGUCCUUUCUAUCCCAUCCAUCUAGUCCAUCAACCUGGUAACCUUAUAUCCGAGGCCCUUGGAUCUCUUCCAUGUCCCAUCCGCAAAUCUUCUUCAUAUUUAUACCUGUGCUUUACUUUGUCUUCUGCUCCUUUCACUCGGGGAGACUCCAGCUUGACAAUGUUUUUGUCCCUUCUCGACAGAUCAGCCCCUUUUCCAAAGUCAACACUGAACUCCAUGUGGUAUUUAAAAGCAUGUUUCAAAGUCCCUCCAAAGUUAAGGACCCGCACAACUCCGAACGCCUCCCGGCCCAAAGCCAGACUUGAAAGGUCAAAACAUCCCUGCAUAGGGGGGUCUAUCCAGCCCCCCAUCUCCAAGCCAAACAGAACUCUGUCUCUCCAAAUCUGGCUUUCUCCAGGUUCAUUCGUCAAGUCCAACAACUCAUGUUCCUGCUGGGCCACAGUUCCCUCCAUCUCUGCCUCACUAGGUCCAGCAACAACCUCCUCCCUCAUCUGAUCUGUCAAAGCACACUCCUGAGUUAAUUCCUGAGUGGGUUCUAAAUAAGUACCCACUGCCUGUCCAAACUUUCCGAUCCCAACAGUCAUCAAAUCCAUCUUCUCAUGUAACUGUUCCAAUAAAGCACUUGUCUUACAAAAAGCCAACACCAGAGCCUCCGAGUACAUUCUUGUUGAAGGUCAGAGUCUUUUCCCACGAUCUUAAUCUAUUGCAGCUGCAAAGCUCCCCAGUUCGAAUUUAAUAACAGUUUCACAAGCUCCCUCUAGGGGAAAAAGCUUCUAUUUGUAUCCAUCUCUCUCUCUUUUUUUUUUUAAAGCAAAUCUAACAACAAAGUUUCCUUUUUCAGAUAUUUUGUCAAUAUUUUGUUCCUUUUAGAUGCGAAGGGGAACAAUGGAAUCAAUAUGUUUCUCUUCUUUUAACUAUCUGUCAAAAACGUUUGUCUAUAGUCAAUGAACUUCCCGAAGACGUCUGUCCUGACACCCCGCUCCCAGGUUCAGGACGGUGGAGAAUUGCUUUUCUUUACUUAUCUUCUGCAAGUUUAAUCAGUCCAGAAAAAGUUCCCCCCUCUUCUCCUGCUUCCAAGGGGGGUUCAGUAAUUUUAAAUGAUGAAAAUUGAUCCUUUACAAACGAUUUUCUAAGCUCUAGCUUGCCGUGUCUUUGCUUCAGUCUAUUUACAAAAAGCGGAAGGCAGACUUCCUGUUUAUACCUUUCCACUUCAGUGCCAAAUUAAAGGAAAUUUCUUAUUCCAAUUUUCUGUUCUACUCACGGACAGUUAUCUAAGCUCCAAUUGUCCACAGGAAAAAGUCAGCGCUCUCUGGCAACAGCAAUGCGGCUUCACUCUGUGAAAGAAGCAGUCAAUUCAAGGCACCGCGCCACUCACCCCACGUCGCUCUGGAACCCCGAAAUCAGGUUUCCCCGCGAGUAGGGGGGGCGCAAAGGUACCGGCCGAAUCCCACGUCCACAGGCUUCUCCCGCCUGUGGUUUUUGAUGGGUCUCCGCCUUGCCGUGGCGGUUCAGACCCUGUUUUCCGCGGAGCGGAUUCCUCCCGAUCGGAGGGAAUCCGCCGUUGCCAGAGGCACCAACCCGGAAGUGAGAGAGAGAAUUUUUUUUUCCUCUAUACACUUCUUGCCAUGCAUAACCUUAUAAACUUUAUGAUCCCUUGCCUUUUCUCUGAACUAAAAAAGUCGCAAAUGCUGCAACCUUUCUACAUAGGGCAGUCGGUCCAUCCCCUUGAUCAUUUUGAUUGCCCUUUCCGACUCUACAAUAUACUUUUUGAGUUGAGGUGACUAGAACUGUGCACAGUAUUCCAGAUGUGAUCACACCAUAGAUUUGUGCAAUGGCAUGAUAUUGGUAGUUUUAUUUUCAAUUGUGCUGUGCACUUCUCAGAGGCAUCUGGUUGGCCAAUGAGAGAAUAAGAUAUCCUUUUCUUCUUCCCCUUCUAACUAUUCCACUUGUAACUUCAUUAUGUGUAUCUGCCUGGUCACUCUGUCAUAGUAUUUCCUAGAAGACAGAAAUCCUUAGUUGAGUAUAACUGCUCCCUUAGUGUUCACAUUUCACGGUUUAAUGAAAAAGUGCUGUUGAGAAGCCUCCAGUUUGGAUGUCUAUAAAGAAUUCCCGCUUAAAUUUGACACGCAAAGUAACUUUCUCAGCAUUAACACAGCAGAGACAGAAUUGAAAAUAGGAGGCUUUGUUAGGUGUGGUAUGUGCUUGCAUUAAAGUAUAAUUAAAAGUAGCGCCCCAAUAACUUGUUCAGGGGGGUGGGAAACCUAUUUAAGUCUGGGGGCCAGAUUGGAACUUGUCCAACCUUUUGGGAGCCAAUGCAACAUUCCAAUGCAACUCUACAUACACCCCAGUAACAAGCACACAUGCACUAGCCACACAUAUACAGUGGUGCCUCACAAGACGAAAUUAAUCCGUUCCGCGAGUCUCUUCGUCUUGCGGUUUUUUUGUCUUGCGAAGCACGGCGCUUAGCGGCUAUUAGCGGCUUUAAGAACAAGGAAACAAACUCGCAAGAACUCGCAAGACGUUUCGUCUUGCAAAGCAAGCCCAUAGGGAAAUUCGUCUUGCGGAAUGACUCAAAAAACGGAAAACUCUUUCGUCUAGCGAGUUUUUCGUCUUGCGAGGCAUUCGUCUUGCGGGGCACCACUGUAUCACAGAACUGGUAGUUGUGUGCAUGUACACACACUUAACACAACCAACACUUUCAGUCCACUCCACCACACUUGUGGGGACUGGAAAGCUAUGUAGAGUUGAUCUUUAUAAACAGCAGGCAGAGGAAUUUUAUCUCUCCCGUCUUAGCAUUAAAACUUACAUAUGUGUACAGUACUAGGAAAUUUUGUCGUAGAAUAAUGGAAUUGUAGAGUUGGAAGGAAUGCCUGAGAGUCCUCAGUCCAACCCCUUGCAACAUUUCCAAAUGAUGUGCUUCCAUCUUAAAUGUUUGGUUAUAAAAGUGCUGCAAGUGUUAAGAAUCUUUGUACCCUGUGCAACUUUGCUAACGUCAGUGUUCGAAAUUCCCAUUGUUCUGGGCGCAUUUUGCGAGAAGGAAUUUCAUUAGCACGAGCAGUUUCUGAGCUCUGGACGCAGUACUGCGCCUAGGAUUUCAGAUUAAAACUGCAGAGUGGAAGAAAGAAGGGCCUUUUUCCUUUUCCCCACUUCUCUGAAGGGUGAAGAAGAGACCCUCUUAAGAAUAUUAGGGGAGUGGGGGUGGGCAGGGCAAGGACUAGACCAUGUGAAAAAUGAACAUAAUAUUUUAGUGGCAGUUCAUUAAUCUUCAGCUUUGUCAUUCUUGUUAUUAAAAAAGUGUGCCUAUACAUUCUGUUGUUGCACCCAUGACCUAGGUUUAAGGUGCCAUUUAGCUCCUAGCCUUCAUAUCUCAGUUUCUAACACUGGCUAACAUCCUGCUCAUCUGUUUGUGUGUGUUGCUUGCUUCUGGCGCGCUGCUUUCCUUGUUGUAAACUGUAAGACUGCAUUAAGCUUCUUGAAGGGCUGAAAGGUCAACAGAGGACUAUAGCAAAUGUGAAUCUAUUAAAUUUUUAUAACUUUCCCUUAAAAAUCUGAAGCUUUGCUAGCCAAGGGAUAUUAAUGUAACUCAUUCGUAGCACCUCAGUAGUGUGGGGAAAAGCCUAUUUUCAUGCAGUUUCCAAUAGGCUGCCUGCCUGCUUACCUUGGAGGCAGUUUUUACCACAGUUUAUACAAGUUUAUAUGCCUGAUACAUUGACUGAUGUGUCUUAUGUGAUCCCACAUAGUAAGCAUAUGUGGAGAUUUCUGGGCACCAGGUUGGCAACCAAAGUUUAAAAACUUCUGCCUUAGUCCAUAGUUAAUAUCAUUUCCAUUUCCACUGUGUGUGUUUCUCUUUCUUGUAUACUGUGAAGUGUUGUAAGAGCAAUGCAGUCAAGUAUUGUAGUUGAGAUCAUAGAAUUGUAUUGACAUUCCAUUGUUGCAGCUGUAACCCAGGUUUAAGAUGCCAUUUGUGCCUAGCUUAUUUAUAUGAGUUUCUAACACUGUUUGCACCAUAUGUUUCUAGAUUCAGGUAGGUAGCCGUGUUAGUCUGACGUAGUAGAAAUAAAAAAAUGAAAAUAAAAAAAUUGUCCAGUAGCACCUUAGAGACCAACAAACCUAGUUGGUCUGGUAUCUGAAGAAGUGUGCAUGCACAUGAAAGCUCAUACCAAGUACAAACAUAGUUGGUCUCUAAAGUGCUACUGGACAAUUUUUUAAAUAUAUAUUUCUGUUUGCACCAUAUGGUUCAACUCUUUCAGAGAAUCUGGAGAGGUUUCUUUGGAGAGCAUUCUGGUGAUUUCAUCUAUAAAUACAACACAUGCGCAAGUCUCCUGUGGCAAUUUAAAAAGUGGUUGGGAAGCAGGUCAGAGUGGGUAGGCUUUGAAAUUUAAGAUAGCUGGCUCAUCAUUUUCCUGUAGUGUGUAAUCUAGAGUGGGUUUUUUUGUUUAGUGUCCCUACAGAUAUUCCACAGCCAUUGCUAGGGAGCUUUCAGAAGGGAUUCUUCUACAAGUGAUGGGCUUUAGUUUUAUUUUUGCACACACCCUGCCACCUGAGUUUCAAUGUAUUGUAGGAAACAACAUUUAAAAUAGUCUCUACAACAGUAGCUUCUGUGUAUUAGCUAGUUUAUCAGCUGUGUGAAAGAUGCAUGUCUUACUGACCAUGAACCAAGGAUUACAGAAUCCCAGCAUUAAAAAGGAACACCAAAUUUGCAUGAAAUUGUAUUUUAAUCCUUUUGCCCAGGGAUGGGAUUUCUAGCCAAAGCAGAUACGAUCAAAAUAAAAUUUGGAUGUCUAGGGAAGGUGCUGUGGCCAUGAAACUGCACAGUCAGUAUUUAGAAAAGUUGCUGCACAGGGCAUAGAAAUCUCCCUGUGGGUUGGAAGUUUGCUUGUUUAAUUUCUGAACCCCAAGCAGGUAGUUACAGCACUCUUGCAAGUUUUAACCUGCAAUUAUGAAAUAUAGACACUUCCCCUUUUUUUUGUAUUAUGAAAGCUGACAUUGUCAGUUUUGAUAUUUCAGUACAGAAUCUGUUCGUGUGAAAAAAGCAAGUGGUCCCCAAAUGCUCAUGCCAUAGUGGAUUAGUUUGUCUCUAAGGUGCCACAAGAGCCUUCGUUGAAAAAGGAAUUAAAUACUGUUAGCCGUCUAGGGGAUUAUUUGAGGUGAUGUGUUUCUCUUCUAUAAGGAUUGCAUUAAGUGCUUAUGUAUUUUCCCACAUGGAAUUUUUUUAUUUUUUAUUAUUUUUUCAUUCUGCUUUGCCAACUUCUCUACCAAUCCCAGUGCUGCAGUGGGGAUUAGUGUAUAUGUGUGUGUGUGUGUGUGAGAGAGAGAGAGAGAGAGAGAGAGAGAGGUAUGUACCUGUGUGUUGCAUGUCUUAUGUGUGUAGGUUCUGUAUGUGUGAGGGUAUGUGAUACAGUCUGGCAUAAGGAUUUAGAAGCAAUCACCAGCCCCUUGAAUUAGGCCCAGAAGUUGAUAAGCCGCCAGUGCAACUUCUGCAAUGUUGGCUAAAGGUGCUUUCUUCUGACAUUUGGCAGUUGCUCAGUGAUUUAUUGCACCUGCUGUGCUUCUGAAUUGUCUUCAAGGGCAGCCCCGUAUAAAGUGCACUGCAGUAGUAUACCCUCAAGAUGACCAAAGCAGAGAUAAUUAUGAUGAGAUCCCCCUGCAAAAUAAGUGGAGCUAAUGCACUAGGUGAAACUUACCUUAUAAGGGUUAUUUCUGACCACCACCGCUAUCUUACCUACAAGCAAAACACAAGGACAAUGUGGAACUAUCCACAAUGAGUCUGUGCUCUGCUUUAUAGAGACAAAGUUGUUUUUUGUCUUGAUGAUGGGAAAAAAUGAGGAAGACGAAUUUGUAAAUGUUCAAAUGAAUGAUUUUUUUCCCAAUAGAUUUUAGAGAUGUGGAGAUUGCAGUUCUGCAGGCAGCUGUUAGGGAGGAGCAGUUCACAAGAGAGAACUGCUCAUUGCUCCGGGGUGUUUGAUCUCCUCUUGUCAGCUGUGGUUUGACAGCCACAGGAAGCAAAGGCUGCUGUAGCUGAGGUGGCCUGGCAAGAAUGAGUGAUACUGGAGCUCUGUGUGUGUCUGUGUACAUAUGUCUGCACAUGCAUGCACAGACAUGGAAUAGGGUGUCUCACCCUGGGGUUCCUCUGGAGACUGGAACCUUAGCAUGUGGCUUCUGUCUAGUUGCUUAAGAGCUUGUUCUUUGGUGCUGUCACAUUUAGACUGGAGUUUGGGUGCUGUGAAACAAUAUAGAAAUUUUCAUUCCACUUCCGGUAGGGAUAAGAUAAAAAGGCCUAGUUGCAUGCAGAAAUGGCAGAUCUUCUUCAUGACAGUCUUACUAAUAUUCACACAUUUCAUAAAGCUCUGUAGCAGAUCAGGCUUGGUGACUUACGGUAAUUGUAGAAAUGUAUACUUUAACCUUUUGGGUAAGUAGUUUAUACCAUAAAGUACACACAAAGGAGCCUUUGGUGGUCCUGUGCCUUGUUUUCCAACUGAGCUUCUUAGUUUCCUCCCCACUUUUCAAUGUGUGAUGGAUGUUCUUUACGGCCAAAUCAGCCUUUAGAGUUUUCUCUUUUCAUCUUGCUGGGUUUUUUUGUGUUGGGUGGGGUGAGGGAAUGCCUAGUGGAGGAAUGGCUUAUCUUUUGGAGAUUUUGGACUGUGGCCUGAGUUAAUGUUGACCAAAAUUGAAUGCAGAGCAGGAAGUUCAGUGUAAAGAUAUUUUAUUACGAAACUGAGAAAGACCAGUUAUGAUCAUAUUUUUAUUUACAGCAUUUUACCAAAACCAGUUUGCAUGCCAGAGCUCAUUAAGUCAUGCUCUCCGGGGGGUCCAGGAGCACAAUACCAGCAGAGUAUUUAGUUAGCACCGUCCUAAGUGAGUAUAUUUGUAAACAGUAGCCAAGGUUAUCCAUAGCAUUUAUGCCACAUGGGCAGGUUCUGCCUUGGCAAGGCAUAUGUUGGCAUCUCCCAGUCCAGAUGGCAUCUCUAAGAAUCUGAGCCAUGCAAAACUGUCCCACUGGGUAUGAUUUGUAUUUAACAAAUGCAGCUCAGGUCUUCCCAUGCUUCAUAUCCCAAUAUCUGAUCACUGGCAUCAGUACUUGUUAACAUGGAUAGAUGGCUGAUGUCAGUUCCAUGAAACACAAGCAGAUACUGUACCUACACUAGAUCAAAAGGAAACUUCUAGAAAUAUGACUUGUUGACAAAUGUGCAUGUGCAUAUGAUGGGCCUAAACGUUUGGAGAAGGUUUAAAUAAAUAUAUGUAUUUAAUCCUCCUACUGGCAGUAACUUUUCUGCAUUGGGUUUGGGUUUCCCCUGCCUUAGCCAGCCUGAGGCAUUUUCCUAGCCUCUUCAGUUGUUUCCAGAAAAUGCAGACAGUGGGCAUAUGGAGUGUUUCAACAAAAAUGCUGUUCUGCAGAACAGGGGCAGUCACACUAAAAGCCCUGCUCCGAGUUACUGUGGAGCAGGUUUCUAAGGGAUCAUUUCUUUCUUCCUCAGAGUUACCGAGACCCUCAUUCUCCAUGACAGCGUGGCAGCUGUCAAGUCCCCAAAGGCCUUGUCCACCAACCUAUCUCAGCUUCUGCAGGUCAACCAUUUUGGCCUUGGGAGAAUGAACUUGGUUCCCUGAGGGCCAGGAACACAUUGCACUAAGCACACCCCCACGACUUCUGUCCAGAAGGCAGACAGUUGCAUUUAUAGUAUUCUGUACAAUACACUGCAUGCUGCGCCCCAGCUGGCUUUCUCUCUGCAUAUCUGUUUUUACAGGUUAUUGAGUUAGUUUACUUUGGGAGCUUAGGAUUUGUUGUGGGGAGAGUAGUCUUCCCUGUCCUCCUUGCUCUGCUGUUGAAUUCACUCGGCUGCUUUGUCACUGGGGCUGAGAUACCACAUCUGGUGAGACUUCCCUCUUGCUCAUCCAGUGGGCUUCUUCUCUGGGUGGUUCCAAAUUUAUAGUCCUGACUAGCUUCCCUCUAGGUUUUGAUGACUCAAGCGGUAUAUAAAUCCUGUUUUAUAAAUAGAUGGCACCAGGUGAUUGACAUGUGGAUGGCUUCCUCCACCUGUCAGUGUUGGCCGGUGGGCUCUUGAAUCUAGGAUCUGUAAAGUAUGGGUGUCCCUCCUUUUGUGUUUUAAAGAGCCCUUGUGAUUGUAACACCAACCCUACAUUUUAUAGGCAGUUGUUGAACAGCAAUAGAAACUAAUGGGGAGCCGUAGAGGUUCCCAGUGUUUCCUCAGGGGCCUUGAUCACCCUUUCCAGCAGUAAACUUGUGUUCUUGUCAUUUGGAAACGAAACAGCACUAUCCAAAAACAAUAGGAGCUUCCUCUACAUAUUCAGGGGACACUCUUGGUACACAGGGUUAUAUAUUUUUUUAAAAAAAUCACCUGUUUGUGUAAUCCAGUAAGCUGCAUAAACUUACUACUCCAAGUUGAGUCUUGGGAAGUGGGGGCAUGCAGAUAAAAUGUGAGAGUCCUUUGAGAGUUAUGAUCGGCAUGUAGGCAGUUACAGAAAAAACAACUGAUAUGGGGCUUCAUACAUGACAUUUUAAUGUGCUGCUUUGUGAACCUGAUGGCUUGUAACAGGUUACUGUGUAGAAUUACUAAAGCCAUUUUUGAACACAUGCCCAAUAUUACAAAUGCCUGUUUUGCAUGUUUCUAUUUCAGCCGCGUCGUUUUGUGUACAUUAGCACAGGAUUCCAAGCCAGCUGCCCACAUAUUUCCUGUCAACUAACUGCUUUUUAUGCUGGAAGAGUCACACAUUGAAGGAAAAGGCCUUCUAGAAUUCUAGAACGAGGAAAUGUUGCAGCUGAGAACUUGUGUGAAAUCCAAGCUUUCCUCAGUUGUGCCACAAGUAAACCAGGGCAUUUUGUUGCUGAUUUGAAGUGAGCAUUCUGCUUUUUCUUGAUUUGUACUGCUGACUUGUAUUUUCCUUUGCUUUAAAUUGGAGAGCAUAGCUAAAAAGAGCUGUUAUUUCCUAUAGUUGUGGUCUCUCUGAAGUCCUGGAAAGAGCUGUGAGGGGCAUUACUUGUGCUUUCUUGAGGAAAUAGUAUGUUUAGCAGUGACCGUAGUCCUGGCUUUUCAGUCUUCUGUUACCAUCAGACAUGCUGCUCUGAAGGUUGAGUAAUGCCUUGGUUUUUAUUCUUCCAGGCAGGUGCAGUGAUUAACAUUUUGCAGUGGUCUCCCUCAGAAGGCGAUGGAGGGUUUUAAGGCAGAGGCUGGAUGGCCAUCUGUCAUGUAUGCUUUAUUUGAGAUUUCCUACAUUGCAGGGGGUUGGACUGGAUGAUCCCUGGAAUCCCUUCCAACUCUGCAGUUCUGUGAGUCUAUAAAUAUAUGACACUCAAUUAGUCAAACUGUUAAACACUUGUGUUUCUAUAUAAUAUAGGUAGAUAACUUGCUUCCACCUGGAAGCUGCAUAUAUUUCUCCAGGAGGGUUUUUCCAUUGUCAUUUUAUUUGUAUGCCAUCUUUCCAUAAUUAAAACCAUGCUCAAGGCAUCUUACAACAUAACAAGAUUUACAUAAUUACAAACGUAAUAAAAAUAGUCAGAAUAAAUAAAACACAUCAAAAAGUACACAACUGAAUUGAAACAAUGUCCGCAUAAAUCAUAAGAAUAAAACUAAAGAUACAACAAUUAAUAUUAAUUAAUAUCCUUAAUUAAUAACAAAAAACCAACAAAGCACCUUAAACAAACCACAGCCCAAGAGUCUCUUCAGCAGCCUCAGCUUUUGUAGCUGCAGAGCUUUGUCUUCCCAGGCCAAGUGAGAAAAGGCCAGCAAAGCAGGGAACAGGUCUUCCAGGACUUGCAAGACCCUCCAGAAUGCUGUGAUGCCAUGUUGCCAAAAGCACUGAGGGUCCCCCAGGGUUUUGCGCUUUUUUUUUUUUUUUAAACUGACUGCUCCUAUAGGUACUCUGUUGUGAUACUGUGAUGCCCAAAGGUUUUUGCAAGGGGCCCAAAGCCCCUCAAGAAUUGCCACAGAAGAUCUUGGCCUGUGGUCCCUGGAGGGUUUGACCAUGGGUCACUGUGGUCCUUCACAUAAGAAAUGGUUAGCCACUGCUGAUGCAAAAUAACAGCAAGGAGUAAAAAUAUUUGACACGUAAGACAAAACACUAGGAAGGAAACACUAGGCUCAAAACUUCCAUGCCUAUGGUUUUCAAUGGUUGGUUCCAGGUUUUCCCCUUCCCUUUGAUGUUGGUUCAUAACAAGGUUCAAAGAAGGCCUGUCAUUAGUAACAAGUGGCAAGUCAAAACAGAUUGAAUGACAUCCCAUUCUGCCCCCCUUCCCAGGCCAAAUAACAGGGGCAAAUAGCAGCCCUAGCUUAGGGCAGGCUAAAUCUUGUUUUGGUUGGGGUUGAAAGAGGGGCCUUGUGUUUGCUUUGCUUCUGGACAGUUGUUUUCCUAUUUCUUCUUCAAAGUUGCUGUUUGCAAAAGCCCUACUUUUACUAAAGGUUCUCAAUACUCCAUGAGCUGGUUUAGUUUCCGUGCUAGUUUUGUGUGCGGAGAUCGUAACAACAGGAAGCCUCUGUGAUGCACUAUUUUGUCACAACUGUUCCUCUCCACUUGGAGCCAAUCCAGGCAUUCCCAGGUCAUUUUUUAGACUUUUGAAUAGCACGGUACUGUCAUAUGUAUACUUGUAGGGGUUUGCAUAUUACUAGCAUGUUUUGCCUAUGCGUUGUCUAAAAGCUUUCAAAGAUACAGUCAUCCUCCUAGACGUCUAAGAUGGUACAGUCCUCUGUGCCUGUUUUUGUUUUAAAGAAAACAGACUGGCCUUGGCCAGGGCAAAAGAUAACUGACUCAGCUUUUACAAAAUCAUUGCAGGAUGUGGGGGUAGAAAGACUGGUAGCGGAAGAAGUGGAGCUGUCAUGAUGGAUUGGUUUUAUAUUGCUGAUAGAAAUCCUGUUUGAAUCAAGCUCCCCAUUGGUAUGUCACAUUAAUACAGAAAAAUACAUACUAUUUGACCGGCCUAACCAUGAAACAUUGUUAAUACAAAUGUUGUUGGCCAGCCCUUUGUAGGGUAGCUUCCUAUGAGCCUACAUUUACAGUCCUGCUAUCAAGGAAUGUAACACUAAACCUUGGUGCGGGCCUUUUCUGCUGGUUAAGAGGUCUGAGGCAGGACGAGGAGCCUUGAAAGCAAUAAGUGUGUUUCUCUCUCUUUACCUGUAAAAAUAUUGAACAAAGCCAGAUACUUGAGUAACAGCUGUCCAGAACUUUAAAGAAGCAAGGGCUGAUCAUAAAGCUUCAAGCCCACUUUCCCUUUUAUCAGAGGAGCUGAGGUUCCCACAAGGGACAGAACAGAUGCACUUUUAUGUUAUUUGCUGUUGGAGUGUGAUUUCUUGAUGGGGAGUGAAAAUUACUUAAUUUCAAAACUUUAAAUUCUUUCCCCCUUUCUCUUGGCCUUUUUAGGUUGGAAGGUAACCUGGCAAAGCACCAAGAUGUCGCUUCACAACACGAGAGCCUCAGCUCUCCUUGCUUGGGUAAGAUACCUCUUCUUUAUUCUUUGUAACUGCUUAGGAUGUGGCCACACCUUGUGCUCUGGUGCCUUCUUUUCCCUCUGCGCUAAUUGUGCUCUGUUAUCCUUGUCCAAAGUGCUUUGUGUAGCUGACAGUUCCCUUUGCGACACUGCGUUUUUGAUCCAGCAGAUCUUCCCUGUGAGAAACAAGUUACUGGGAUGUAAAACAUCUUACUUUAGGAAAGGCAAAACUGGCAGUAAAAACAGGGCAGUUGUAGCAAGAGAACCAGCUGUGUUUCAAUGACAAAACGGGCAAUGAGAUGUCUGUAACUCAAUUGUAGGGCAUCUUUCUUUUCUUUUCUUUUUCUUUUUUUGGUACACAGAAGGUUCUGGGUUCAGUUCCCAGAGUCUCCAGGUAGGGUUGAGGGAGACCUCUGCCUGAAGCCCUGGAGAGUGUUUAGUGUGCCAAUGUGAUUCAAGACCUGAUUGUAAGAAUUGAAGCAGUGUAAAUUUUAAGUUGUCAGUUAACAUGGUUUAUUAGCCACAUAUGCUCCAUUAUUUAGAAAAUGUGCAUAGAAGUAUGCAUGGGGAACUAGAUUUAAGUCAGCUUCUCCCCCCCCCCCCCCCUGAUGUAUGUAAUGGCUUUAAAUCAAUGGCACCCUGAGGAAGCAUGUCAUGGGGGGGGGGAGUUUCUUUCCUUAGAUGCUCUGUAAAGCUUUCAGAUAUGCUUGGUUCAGAUAAGUGUUGAGACCUUGGAUUUAAUCCAAAGCUUCUGGAAUUUGUUGCUUUUUAUCAGGAAAGGGGUGGAGAUGAGGAGUUUGACCUCUUUUUGAAUGCCUAGAAAGCUCCUGGCGCUUCCUGGAUGUUAUGUUGCUCCCACUCCCUCAGACUCCUUAAAGAUAUUGAUGAGAUUUACGCAUGUUUGGAAAAGGCCAUGGUUAAUGUGAGAGCUGUUAAAAUUAAGUCUACCGUAACCAGGAAAAAUUUUCAGGUACCCCCAGGCAGUCAUGAAGAAUGAGGGUUCAUUGGAGCAAUGUUGUUCAGUGGUUCCCAUAUAGAACUGUUUGUAUUAGUUCCUACGUGGGGUUAAGGCACCAAGGCAGGGCGCGUAAGAAAAUCCCUGCUGAAACGAUAUAAAUGUCUAUCUGGUCCAUCACUGUGAGCAUCCAGAGCCCUCUGAGACUCUCACAAGCAGGACAUGAGAGUACCAUCCUUCUCCCACUGGUAACUGAGGCCUGCUGUCUCCUCUGGAGGUAGCAUCUGGCCACUGGGACUUGUAGACUAAAAUCCAUGUAGAGUUGUAUCAAGCAGGAGGCAAGGAAAGGAAAUAAUUUGUACUUCUUCUGCACCCUAUUCCAAAGCCUCAUGAUCAGUUGUGAUGUACCCGUUAAGUUUUUUGCUUUAUGGCAGAUGGCUAGGGCAUGUUCCUGUUGAUGUGCUGAAGGCUAUUAUCUAUCACUCAUCUUUAUGUCUGAUCUGAGAUCCUUCCAUCUCCAAGUGCAAGGUGUAUGCAGUGCAUUGCUAAGUGCUUGUAUGUUUUCCACCAAGCUUAUGUGUGGGUAAGCUCCAAUUGGUACAUCACCACAAGUUUCAGAAUUGAUACACUGACUGAGCUGUAAGAUGCUGACCUUAUUCCUUAACUUGCCAGCAAGUGGAUUUCUAGCCUGUGAUUUGAUUCAUCUUCUCUUCUUCAGGUGAACAGUCUGAAGCUGGAUGAUACCCUGAAUUCAUUGUCUCAGCUCCAAGACUGCAGCAUCUUCAUCAAGAUAAUCAACAAAAUGUAAGAGGCACCGAGGACACCUUCCUUUUUCCUUGCUAUACUGUGAAGUCAAUGUGCAUUGCAAUGUUGUUGUUUUUUAAGUCUUGUAGGGACAGAGGCUGAAUGCUACAGCCAUUGAAGAGCAGUAGCAAAUAAUGUACAAAAAGUGAUCAGUAUAACUGCUAGUCAUGAAGAUGAUCAAGCUUUGAAGAGCCCUGCAGGCGCAUCUCCUGGUCCUUGAAAACCUUUUAGUUAGUUCCCAUCCCUGGGUCCUCUAGUGCUUUUACCUCUAUACUGUAGGCCACUCUUUGCAGUAGCAAGUGCUUGGAAACCAGCUGCUUUAAUAAUGCACCCCCCUCCGAAUGCUAAUACAGAAUUAAGUACUUGUGUGAAUUCUCAAUUCCCCAUAGCCCUGACAAUGAGCUUCCUCCCUUCCAGUGUUGUUCAAGUGCCUAGGUGAAAUCUGUAGCACUUUCAGAGUCUUAGGAAUAACCAUAGUGGAACUCAGAUGUUUUAAGGAAUUGUAGCCUGUUUGCUGUUGAUUACAUUCUUUGUCUCUUAAUUGGAUUCUGAAUUAAAUGCAGAACAUAUUCUGAUAUAGUGGUUUUUUUUAUUUGAUGAAAGUUAUUUUUGUACUUUACAUCCUAAGCUGCGAUAGCCUCUCUUGAUGCAGCUUGGCUAUUGUUACCUGUCCUACUGGACAGUUGGAGGUGCAUUUAAGAAAUGACUCCCAGUUGUGUAGGAGGAGGUAGUGAAGAGGACUUCCUUCGGAGCCUGCAUUUACUCAAAGCCUACUUAAUCCCAUUCCAUCUGGUUUUGAACUCUGAUAAACAAAUCCAUGAAACAAGCUGCCAUGUUAGGCACUUUGCCUGUGCUGUAAGAACUUUGGGGUUUUUGUAAAGGUUUGGGGAGGAUGAGGAGACUCGGUUCAAAAACUGCAAAUGAUCUGCACCUCAGUUUAUGAAGUACUGUGUAAAAGGGGUGUCAGGUUUUCUUCUAAGUCUCCUGCUGGAUUUCAGGAAUUAGUGGUGUCCCUCCAUUGCAGUUCUGUAGAUACUUAAUUUUCAUCUUCUCUUGGUAAUUGUUCUAGGAGCAUAUUGGAGGUGUGCAGGCAGCCUCAUAAUUUCUCCUGAAAUGCUUGAAAGCCCAAAGCACCCUGAAAUGCAGCUCAUAAUGCCCAGAUACCAUCUUAUUAUCUGUCUGGUGUUUUCAUAAUGCUAAGAUGCUUAAAUUACUUUUCUACAAAUGUACCCGAAGCAACAUAUAAAAAUAAAUGCUAACUACUAGAAUGUUGCAGGCAACCAAACAAUCACAAAACAAACAGCAGACAAAAGCCAGAACUCUAAAACAGGAGGGUACCAUUAAAAGUAUUGUUAAAUUUUGUUUUAAAAGUGUUACUCUGAUAUCCAAGUACUGAUAAGAAGGUGCUGAACAAUUUUGUUGGUGUUCCAAAAAUGAGGUGCCAUCAUACUCUCCCCACCAGGCCAUGUAAGGUCUUGAAAGUUAGUCACAUGUGGGUGAAGGUGACCCUCAAUGUACUCUGUCCCAAGGUGUUCGCCACCCUGGAUUCCUUUGGGAGGAAGGGCGGGAUAUGAAUUGAAUCAUAAUAAAUUUGCUGUUCUUUACCUACCUGGUUCAAGCACCUUGCAGUGAAGCAAAUCCCUUCCUUGAAUUUUUAGAGCUAACAUUUUAAUUCUUGGCAGUUUGCUGUGUCAGACUCUGAAGCUGUUUGGGUUCUGCUGAGCAGCCUGAGCUCAGAGUAGAUGAGUGUGGGUGCUUGGCUGAAAAAAAGCCACUGAUCAAACGUCCUAAAAUUGUGAAGCGUGGAACUAGGAUAGCUCACAAGUUGGUAGAGCGUGAGCCUCUUGAUCACAGGGUCGUGGGUUCGAGACCCACGUUGAGCAAAGGAUUCCUGCAUUGCAGAGGGUUGGACUAGAUGACCCUUGCGGUCCUUUCCCAACUCUGCAACUCCAUGGUUCUCAGAUACUUGUUUCAGGCAGCAUAGUACAGGGGUUGUUCCAGGCCUGACUCUUAGUGUCGCAAACUUGAGAAGCAGCACAAUUGGCUCCCCCUCGUGGCUCUUUUGGGUGCAUCACUGUGCAGUCUCUAGUGGGCGUUGCUCACAAUGUAAACAAGGAAGUAAACAGACUCUAAUCGUUAGUUAUUAAGUCUGGGGAGUUCUGCCUUUGGAUGUAAAGGAUAAGUGGAGGACACCAGGGAUAGCUGUUGUCUUUCUGAGGGUUCAUUUUGUGUUCUGGUCUGUGUUAGUCUUGCAGUCUGAUCAUCAAGUCUUUUCCCCACCCACCGUUCCCAGUAUGAACCCAGUCAGAUGCUCCCAUAGUUUCUGGUCAUACAGAGAUACCAAUGACAUUGAUAAGCAGCUGGCAAUUGUGGUGUUUCCCACUGCUGCCUUUUCAAGAACAAUCAGAUCAGCUUUCCCCAACCUGGUGCCCUCCGGAUGUUUUGGACUACAACUGCUAUCAGGCCCAGCACCAUAUGGCCAUGAUCAUUGGGACUCAUGGGAGUUGUAGUCCAAAUCAACAGGAGAUCAUGGGGAGGGCUUGAUUGGACAGCUUUAGGGACUGAUACAUCAUUUAAUCUUCUAUGUUCAUAGGAAGUCUAUUUCAGAUUGCUUUAUUGUAUGAAUGCCCUUUAUGAAGCAAGCAAAAAAAAUCCUUUGCUUUGUCUUUUAGCUAGAUCUCCUGCUUCAUUAAUGGCGUAAUAGCUUUAAAAUGCUUACUCUUUUUCACUUAAUGACACUUCUCCCUGCCCACAAAUACACCAGCCUGCUUUGAAUUGGAACUAGUUGUACCCAGACUACUUCCCUGUCCAGUUUCGCAAGGGAAACGGCUACCGUUUUACCAUGUUACAUAGCUUCAGGCUUCAAAGAGGUCCAUUCUAGGUGCCACAGUAAACAGGCUGGACUGUAGAUGUGAACUCUUCCUCAUUUGUUUCCGAUUCUCGUCAUCCCUCUGGUCAAAUAGUUCAUCAGGAAUGACUCUGUCUCUCUGUUGAAGUGCUUGCUUUGUUCUCUUCCAGUCAUGGCUCUGAAGAGGGACGGGACCCUUUGCAGCAGAGUUUGCCAGACCGGGUUGCCUAUGUCGUCGGCUUUCUCAAGAGUAAGAGAUCCUGCCACUUGGUGCAUCUUGGCUCUUUCUGAAUUUAGAUAAUCUGUUGUCUGCACAUCAGCCUGAGCCUCCAUCUGCCACACUCUCCAAUGUGGAGGAAGCUGGCAAGCAAAGCUGUUGUUAAUGCAGAAACUUCUUAACAGUCUCCCCUGUUCCUAGAAGAUAGAUAGAGUUGGCACUUCUCCAUACUGCACUACUUUUUCCCACUCAUACAGUUAAAAAUUACAAGAGUAUGUGAGCCUGUGUGCAGCUCCCACAAUGAUUUUGUGAAGACUGGACAUUGGAAGAAAGUAGCCAGCAGGUCUCUCUUCCCAUGUAAGGGCCAGGGGAGGGGAGGGGAAUCAGCAUGGCAAGACUUGCUAGGCUUAAGUUUCCCUUCUGCCUGCUGGUCCCCCUUGUGCAGGAGAGAAGAGAGAAAACUCAGCCAGAGACAUUUAGCUGCCCAGAGGUGAUUCUUACUUGCCUUGGGUCCACUUGGUGAAAGGCUAUUUCAAGCCUGAUCUCAGGUUCAGUCCAAAGGUGCUCAUGGCAAGCUGCCACAGCUAAAGGAGAGGAAGCCAUUGGAACGCCUCUGCUGCUUCUGAGCAGUAAAUGCCCCAGAGCAGCUAAAAAGAUGACAUGUACAUAGAUGUAAAGCAAUCUAAGCUUUAGAGCUGAAAUGGACAAAAAUGUAGUGGCUACACUCCUCAUUUUUGAAGCCGAAAACCUUCCUAGAUCUUUUUGAUAAACCACCCCUGCACUCUCAGUUUGGCAGCCUUCCACCUGAGGGUGGGGUGCGGGUGUGGGAUUGUUUUGGGUUCCAUAGCUAGCCUAGACCUUUUCCUUGGGGUUGGUGCUGUGAUUGAAUUCAAAGACGCCUUUUUAAAAUUCACAUUCCUCUUCCAGAACGCUGCAAGCACAAAUCCACAGCACAGAACUUGGUAUCUGAGGAGAAGCUUCUAGCAGCGGAGGAGUUGGAGCUAGCCAAGGUAUGCACACACCUGCUGCUCUCUUUAUAUAGGGGCUCAGGCUGGCAUUGUGGGAGAUGGUUGUUAGCAGCGUCAAGAGGACAUGCUGGAAUGAGAUUCUUAACGUGCCCCAGAGGGUGAGAGGGUGGUGCUCAAACAGGGCUCAAUAAGCUAAAAUGCAUUAGAAAAUAUAUGUUUUAAGGUCAUCGGCAGAAGGAAACACAUUGCAGCUUAUAAAAGGGGUGAGUGUAAUGGUAUGAAGGAGCAAUCAACAGUACAUUGUACAUGAAUAAAUAUUGGGAAAGGGAAAAAUAAGGAACAAUGUUAUGCAGAUGAUGAUUAUACGGAAAGCAAGAUAGAAUAUGAAUAUGUGACUUUGCUAUUAAACUUUGAAAACCAAUAUGCAAGAUUAAAGUUAACCAUUGGUGGGUCAUAUGCUGCCUUCCCCCACAAACUCCACCAGCCCUCUAGAUUUCCAUCAUGAGCUAGUCUCUUGACCAAAGUUUUAUUCCACUCCACAGCUGUCCUAGAUCACCUUCACUAUGCAUGCAGAUGUGCCCUCACAGUGUAGUUCAUUAACACAAGUCAUUGUUUUAAACACAUACAAUGGUGGCCUGAUAAGUGGGAGGAGCUAUUUCCAAAUAAUAGAAAAUCACGCACCAGUGGUGGAAAGAUAGCAACCAAUCCUGGAUCGACAUCCAGCUUAUUUUAAAAAGGUUCUAAGGACAUCUGUAGAAAGCUCUAUACACGACAUCAGAGUUCAUAUCUUUGCAUCUUCUGACGGGCAAAAUGCACAGUCUUGCGCUCCCUUUGUAUGUGGCAUGUGAUGUUACAUCACUCUGUCUCUGCUGUUCUUCAGGUGGUCAUGCUGCUGUUUUACUAUGCUUCCAUGAGUGAUAAGAUUCCCAGAGAAUGGACCACGGUUGAGUAUGAUCUCCAGGUAACUCAAACAUUCUGCCUCCAGCUAUAGAUGCCUUAUCAGCUAAGUGACCUUUUGGAGCCUGCUAGGGAUGGAAGAACUGUCUGUGGUGAUGGUUUUGGGGUGGCUCACAUUCCACAAAGGAUAGUCCAAGCUAAAGCUGCAGAGGGGAAAGCUUGCUUAAAGGGCAGGAUACCUUCCUCUGGCUUUACAUGUGACCAGAAGUUCCUUUGGCUGGGAACCACAAGUAGGGAGGGCUGCACAUUUCCUCCAGUGGGGGCAACUGGUUGGCCACUGUGGGAAGAGCCGUGUGCUGAACUAGAGGAGCCAUUUGCCUCAUCCAGCAACAAAGGCUGCUCUUAUGUUCACAGUUGCUCAUGCUGCCCUGUCUCUUCCUCCUCCUCCUCCCUGUUCCCUUAGGCGGAGAUGGCUAAGUCGCUGAACUUCAUGUUGUACAAUGAAGAUUGCCUCGGUGAGAAUCUGGAGACCUUCCUUCAAAAGAAAAGUAAGUGCCGGGUGAGCAUGGGGGACUGAAAUACCUUCAGGGGCACGAGGCUGCCAUGCUGACUUCAGUGGCUCAACCCAGAUCGGGCCACACAGUUUGAUCUCAUGGCUGCCCCACUGCAGGUUUGUUAGAACAGCAGUGAGCAGCGGGAGGGGGGCAGCGGUUCCUAUACAGCGAGUCUAAAGAGGAUAAAGACUGAGUCACUAGUUGGGGGUGGCGUUUUUUGGUGAGCUGUCUGUUGAGAUGCAAGUGUUCUUGGUGAGGUUAAGGCAUUGGUUCAAAAGCUUCUGUCUGGCUUUUCCACAGGUUCUUUCAAAGCAAGCAGAAGCCAGGUGUAGGCAUUAGCAUGGCAGAAUUUACAGAGGGUGGGGAGAGUCAAAGGGAACGAUGCUGGCUGAGCUCUUGCAAAUUGGUCGGAGUGAGCAGGAGCUUUAACGGCUGGAAAUACUGCAUUGAUACAGAAUACUGCUGUCCAGAGCUGAGUUACAGCCCUUAUGUGGCGGCUUCUGAAAAACACUUCCCUGUGGAGGUAUUCUGUCUGGCAGACAAAGCCUCUUCUUGCUUCUGGCCCAUUGGCAUGCAGCAUCUCCACGCCAGUGAUGCACAUCUCCAGCCUCAAUCAAGUUGUGUAUCUGCAUGCAAAUGAGUCAGAAGAAGAUUUUAUGCCUUGUAAACUUUCCAUGUUGGAUACAGAGUAAACAUCAUUGUGCAGCCUUUGUAUGGGGCCCCUAAACUGCAGAGAAUCCUGGAAAGUGGGUUUCUCCUUGUCCUCACAAGACAUUUUGAUUGUGUGUUGUGUUUGCCUUUAGAUUGGCUGGCUGUUACUGUCAAUGAAAAGCCCUUUAUGCCUUGGGAACAUACUAUCUCCCAUUUGGUAUUCCUGAUUCUAUAAGCCACUCAUAGCCCCUCUUGCUUGCUUUUUUCUUCCUCCGCUAAAAAAAACCACCUGAAACAUUUUCUUCAUAAGCUGGUUGAUCUGUCCACUUAAUAAACCGAAUUGUUCAUUCCUUGAACUUCUUCAGCUGACCCAAACAGGGUGGAUGGGGAGUGAAUGGACCCUGGGCUUAAGGUUUUGCUUAUUUUGCUUCUUUCUUUGCUGCUGCCAAGCUGGCUCUGACAUCCUGCACACCCCUCCCUCUUCCUCUAGUGCCACAAUCAUCCAGUAUCUCCAGCACCAGCUCGGAGGAGACCACCCCACCAAGGCGAGAGGUACACUUCUUGAAGCUGCAGAAGGUCGCCUCUUCAUCCGGCUUGAAUAAGUAAGUUAUUGACGAGUUGCUUCCCAGGAUUCGUGGUUGUGAUUCCAGCAGUCUGAUGUCACACAGGCAGAUGGAAACCCUCCUUUCAGGGCACUUGCAGGAUUUGAUAUGGCCCCUGCCUGGGGAAACCAAAUUCUGUUCCAAGGAGACACCAGAUCUCUGCUUUUGAUUUAACUAAGUAACUUGAGGCUUUUUCCUCAGCUUGUGAAGGUGGAAUCUGUUUUGUUUUUUUUUGUAGAAUUCCGAGUUGCCUUUGGAAGCGUGGAAUUCGUGGUUUGCACAGAAACUGGCAGGGAUAGAAUAAAGAGGUGGUGAAGAGAUAAGGAGUUGUAUAGGCAGUGAAGCCCCAUACCUUAAUUAUUAACAGUUAUUAUUAUUAUUGCAUUAUCGCCUGCCCUUCACCAGCAGAUUCUAGGUGGGUUAUAACAAUAUAAGACACAGAAUUGAAAACAGUUGAAGGAAAUUCAGUCGCAGGAAUAGGCCGGGUUGUGAAAACAUGUUGUACCUCUGGUGUCAAAGGCUGGAGUAAAGAGGCUUCCUGGGGUAGCCAGGUGAGGCCUGGGAACAGAGUUCUUCCUCCACCACAGCACCCCCAUGCGGCCAAACUGUGUGUCUGCUCAAAACAGAAUUGGUGAAUCCCAUUGUGGGUGCAGGUGGGCUAAGAGACCUUAAAUGUCAGUUUGGAAAGCGUAUGUGUGCCUGCUCAAUUUAUGUUUCCAGUGAUAUGCCCAAGGAAGGAGUUUACAUUUAAGCCAACUUUAUGGAAACUUCUAAAAAUAGAAGGUAAUAACAUAAAAAUGUAUGUGAAUGACAAUAUAUCAAAUAUCAUCUAGAUUACAGAGUCAGCUGAGUAGCUGUAAGACUUCACAAGACCUUGGGUCUCUAUGGUUCCUUAGAUCACUUAAUAACAUGUUCAUUAGAUCUAGGUUCCCCCACUCCCACACAGUGUUUUUCUGGUGAACAGUUUGAAGGGAAACUCAGGAAAAUACAGUGCAUUCCCCUGAGACAGUUCUCUUUUAAGCAGCUCUCACUCCAGCCCUUUAAAUAGUUCCAAGUAAAAUUUUUUAAAGCAAUGUUAUUAGGUUCUGUUUGAGUGUCUGCUUCAGGAGAAGGGACCAUAGCUCCAUGGUAGAGGGCCUGCUUUGCAUUGAGGAAGCGCCAGGAUUAAUCCCCACGGGCACCUCCAGAUGAGACCUCUGCCUGAAAUCCUGGAGAGCCACUGCCAGUCAGUGUAGGCUGUACUGAUCUGGAUGGACCAGGGUUUGACUCAGGAACACAGGAAGUUGCCUCACACUGUUUGCCAAGUGGGGCCAGAAGAAUUCUGGAAGCCUGAUUGGGAGCGAGUUCUGCCGUCAGCCGUAAUGGAAGGUGGUGCAUGUCGUAGAGCCUGAGCUGCGUCCACUUCUUGGCACUCUCUUUGUGAUCUCACAGAGGGGCUUGUUCAGCUGGGCUCUCAUUGCUGUCUGCAGUUGGAACUGCACUGACGUUGGCCGUGCUCUCAUUGGCUGAGUGGCAUGGGAUAAGUCGGGAUUUGAACUCUGCUUCAACCUCUUUGCAGCUUUCAUGGUGGUAUCCCUGGCUCUCCAUUGCUAGUAUUUGCUGAACUUGAGCAGAGAGGAGCUAGGAACAGCAUUGUCUUACUCUAGACCCUCUUCCCUGUUACAAUUGCAGGGAUGGCUUUCUAAGACCAUAUUAACUUGAGCCCUGUAGCCUGAGUGAGGUUAGCACAGCAUGCUAGGGGACAUUGCAAAACACAUCUCUUCGUGUGUCAGCUAGAUAAAUAGGAUGGCUGGGCCAUGUUUCUUGGCACAAUGUGGAAUUUUUAAUAGCGCUUGUAGAAUCUGAAUGGUUAACCAUUUAUACUUGUUUCCUUUUGCUCAGCAAGAGUUUUGUGCAAGCGUCUUUCACAUGUAAAAAAUAAAAAUUCAAAUGCAGAUGGCUGGUACUUCUUUGCAGGUUGCUCCCCGGCUCCUCUGCCUCUCCUAUGGGUGACAUCAUGCAUUCACCCCAGUUUCAGAUAAGGAAGCUGAAGAAGCUGCUGGAAGACGAGAGAGAAAAUCGAGAUGAGCUGGAACACGAGCUGGCAGAGAGCCGAAAACUCGUUGAUGAGAAAGGUGAGGGGGUCAGCCACUGGAGUGGAGUGGUUCCUGCCAGGGUGCUGAGACAAGCAGAGCCCUUUUCUCAAGCACUUUUUGUGGGAAGAAGCAAUGAAAGUGCUCCUGAACCUCUCAGUUGCAGGAAAAGAGGGUGGUAGCAGUGAACCAUCAAGGAAUGGGUGUGACGGCAAAAGCAAUGCUAGCGGUUCCUUGGAGACUGUAGGUGUGGGUUUUUUCCUGCUGUUUUAACUGAUGUUGUAUGGCUGCUGCCCUGGGCUCCUAGAGGGAGCUUGGGACAAAAAAACAUUAUUAAUAAUUGUUGCACGCCACCCCAAUCUCAGCGGGCAAGAUUCCAGUGGUUCCAGGUCCGCUUACCCAGGGUUCGUGUUUCCUUUUGGAAAUGAGGCACGGCUCAGACUGUGGUGUCUUUAGGAUAUAUGGUUUGUUUACACAUAUAUACAACCUGAACCUGCGAUGGAGGGACUCAGAGCAUUAGCUCCUCAAAGAAGAAGAAGAAGAAGAGUUUGGAUUUGAUAUCCCGCCUUUCACUCCCUUUAAGGAGUCUCAAAGCGGCUCACAUUCUCCUUUCCCUUCCUCCCCCACAACAAACACUCUGUGAGGUGAGUGGGGCUGAGAGACUUCAGAGAAGUGUGACUGGCCCAAGGUCACCCAGCAGCUGCAUGUGGAGGAGCGGAGACGAGAACCUGGUUCCCCAGAUUACAAGACUGCCGCUCUUAACCACUACACCACACUGGCUCUCAGGGCCUUGUUUGCAUAGCUGCAGCCUUGAAUUCAAACAAAUUCACCACUGUGCGCUGACCCUCUCUCCAGCUUGCUGCCUUUGCCAGCCUGCAACCAUUUUUCAUCGCUAGGUCACAUUGCAGCCAACCCUAAAGACUCCACUUUAAACUCUCCCUCUGUCUUCUAACCAACUCUCUCAUUUGCUAUUGGCCCAGAGCCCCCUCCUUCUUUGGUUUUCCUAAUGGCUCAUUACCUUCCCAGUGUUCUCUAAAUGGCUCAUCUCCCAAGCGUUUACCUCAGGCAUAGGCAAACUCUGGCCCUCCAGAUGUUUGGGACUACAAUUCCCAUCAUCCCUAGCUAACAGGACCAGUGGUCAGGGAUGAUGGGAAUUGUAGUCCCAAACAUCUGGAGGGCUGGAGUUUACCUAUGCCUGGCCUACCUCAUCAGGAAACUGGCCUGGCUUCUAUUUUAACAUUUGCCUUGAUUAAAUCCCAACCCCUACUGAACCCAGGAGUUUUAGAGGAGUCUGGUACCCACAAGUGCAUAACAUAAUAAUCUAACUAGGAGGAAUAUGAUCUAGAUAAGAACUAGAUGAUGUGUUAGGAUCCUAAUGGAACUUUCCAUGGACUAGAACGUAAAAUCCUGCUCCUAAUUGUGGUCAGCCGUAGAUCCAUCUGGCAAACCACUUUACUGGCCCCACCAGCUCUCCUUUCUGUUAAAGAGGGCACAUGCCAGACGCAAACACCCUCACUCUCCUCCCUCCAAAUUCUGCAGUCAGAUUAAAUUUCUGCAAAGUGAGCAAGUUGCCUAAUCCUGCGUUCAGAUGCCAUUGUUAUUUGUCUUUGUUCCCUGUGCUGCUCUGUCUAUUGUGCAACCUCUGCUAGGAGGCAGAGCAACACACAACCCGUCCAGAGUCGCUUUGUCUGGAUGGAGAGGAGCCUAGUUGCUGUACAGGGGGAAGCCACCAUGUGCCUUUUAGUUUCUGAAUAAUCAGUGCCCUCUCUUCUCCCCUCCUGCUUCAGAAACGCGGAUCCUGAUGAUGAAGCAGCGGAUCGACCGCCUGACCCUCCUACAUGAGAAGCAAGCAGCGGAUCAGCUGGAAUCCAAGGAAAUGGAGGAACUCAGAGAAAAAAACGAGAGGUACUUCCUCCCUCGGGCUGGAAUGUCCCACUAGGGCAGCCCCUCUGGUUUCCUUCAUUUUGUGUCUUGCUCACUGCUUUGAAGACUUAAGUCGAAAAGUGGGAUAGAAACCUACUAAAUAAUACUGAUUUGCUCUGUUGGACUUUCCUGGCUCAGAUUUGGGGUGCUGGGUUGUUUUGAAGAAGACUUUGCCGGGUAAGAAAAUAGUGCUGGCCUCUGGCUUUACCUGCUGGUCAAAGGUGGUGAGGACACCUUGGGAACUAGGCAGUUCCCACCGUGCACGUCAGUUGUUCCUACCUUUAAUCGAAGCAGCCAGGGUCUCUCCUUAGCUCCUGCCCUUUUCAUUAUCCUUAUUUGUCUUAUUAUCUUACUUGUUUUUACUGCCCUUCACUAUCUUUUGUGUGCUGUUUCGGCCUUUAGUGCCUUCCUUGCCAUGACUUUGCCUUAAAAGGCUCCAACCAAUUUGCUCUCCACCCUCCUAGCAUUUUUGCUUAUCUUGUCUACCCUCCACCUUGUCCUUUCUAUCAGCUAUGAAGCUCACCCACUAACCCAGGGCCAGUCGCUGUCUCUGAGAGCAGUACACGUGAAAAGGAUCUAGGAGUCUUGGUUGACCACAAACUUGACAUGAGCCAACAGUGUGACGCGGCGGCUAAAAAAGCCAAUGCAAUUCUGGGCUGCAUCAAUAGGAGUAUAGCAUCUAGAUCAAGGGAAGUAAUAGUGCCACUGUAUUCUGCUCUGGUCAGACCUCACCUGGAGUACUGUGUCCAGUUCUGGGCACCACAGUUCAAGAAGGACACUGACAAACUGGAACGUGUCCAGAGGAGGGCAACCAAAAUGGUCCAAGGCCUGGAAACGAUGCCUUAUGAGGAACGGCUAAGGGAGCUGGGCAUGUUUAGCCUGGAGAAGAGGAGGUUAAGGGGUGAUAUGAUAGCCAUGUUCAAAUAUAUAAAAGGAUGUCACAUAGAGGAGGGAGAAAGGUUGUUUUCUGCUGCUCCAGAGAAGCGGACACGGAGCAAUGGAUCCAAACUACAAGAAAGAAGAUUCCACCUAAACAUUAGGAAGAACUUCCUGACAGUAAGAGCUGUUGGACAGUGGAAUUUGCUGCCAAGGAGUGUGGUGGAGUCUCCUUCUUUGGAGGUCUUUAAGCAGAGGCUUGACAACCAUAUGUCAGGAGUGCUCUGAUGGUGUUUCCUGCUUGGCAGGGGGUUGGACUCGAUGGCCCUUGUGGUCUCUUCCAACUCCAUGAUUCUAUGACUUAACCUGCUUCGUAGCGUUAUUGUCAAGAAAAUGCAAAGGAUCCAUGUGCAUUUGCUCUAGCCCAGCUCCUUGAAAGAAAGGAGAGGGAGGAAAUGCUGUCAGUGCUCUAGGGACUGUGCCACUGCUGUGGUGUUAUAGUAUCUGGCACAUGGGUGCCAUUUAAGAAACAGCUGAGAGUCAUUUGCAAAUCUGUUCCCUAGGCACACCUGGCUUAUGAUUGCCUUCAUCUGCUUGGAGUUGAUUCUUCUUUAAAACAGCUGAGAAUUAUUCUCUUCCUCCUUCAGACUUGUUUGUAGCUGACAUUCAGUGGGGAGAGAGGAGGAAGGCAUGUCUUCUUUCCCCUCAUUUACUCUCCCCUCUCUCAAGCUCCUGAUCAUUCACUUGGAAAGGGGAAGAUGUGGAAUCUUGGUCCCUGUUAUAUCCUAGGAAUCCAUGGAAAGCAGGAGCUGAUGUGCUCAGUCUAGGGCAGGCUUUCCCAAACUUGGGUCUCUGGCUGUUUUUGGACUACAAUCCUCAUCAUCCCUGACCACUGGUUCUGUUAGCUAGGGUUGAUGGGAGUUGUAGUCCAGCAAAAGCUGGAGACCCAAGUUUGGGAAACCCUGGACUAGGAUUUGUUGGCCCUCUGUUGUUGCUUUAACUAAACCCCCUUUUCAGAAGUUGACUUGGGCCCUGACUGAGGGAUUCUGGUUUGUCAGCCCCAAAGAGCCUUGCGCGUGGCAUCUUUCAAAGUCUACUGUAUUGGACUUUGGAUUUCAUAGUACUUAAAGGGAGCUGAGCUGUUCUAAGCAUGGAGCUCCCUCAAGAAGUUAUAGCAGCAGCAACCCUUAAAAGCUGUGGAGCAAGGCAGGCAACCAGGCUUUCUUUCAACCCAAAGAGCUCUCGGCCUUGUAGUGGAGGCUCAAGCCCCGCCUGUGUGUUACCUGCUUCCUACGAUCAUAGAAUCUGCAUUGCAGGAAUCUCAGCUGAGGCAUCCAUGACAGAUGACCAUCCAGCCUCUGCUUAAAAACCUCCAAGGAAGGAGGUGAUCCGCCCCCUGUGUUGGGAGAGGUUCCCUGAGCUGCUGCCCUGCUCUUGGCUCCAGAGCCCAGGCCAAGGGAGGGAGCCACUCUUGCCCUCAAGUAGCGCUCUUGCUUCUUGUCAUGCCUGCCUCUCUCUCUUUCUCCCUCAGCCUCCUCAUGCGCCUACAUGAGACACUGAAGCAGUGCCAAGACCUGAAAACUGAAAAAGGCCAGAUGGACCGGAAAAUCAACCAGCUCUCAGAAGAGAAUGGGGAUCUUGCUUUCAGGGUACGUGAGCACCUGUUUUCUGUUGCUGCAGCAGCCUGGUAGUCUCCAAAUGUGGGGUUGGGGGUGGGGAGAAGCACACUUAUACUGGACCUGCAGGCUUCCGUUUUGGAAAGGAACUAAGCGAGGUUGAGGUAUUGCCUCUGCCUGAAACUCGGGUGACCCUUGAUUCCUUUUCUGCACCUUGAGAUCCUGGAAAGGGUUCGUUGAGUUUUGGUCUUGGAGCAGAAAGGCAUUGAGGUGGCACCCUGGAGAAAUGUGCCCCGUUCUCAGUUCAUGUGUCGUAAGACCACAGGGAAUCUUGAACUCAAGCGGUUAUUUCAUUUAUUUAUUAAAAAUAUUUCUAUCCUGCCCUUCAUCUAUACAAAUAGCAAGAAACAGUACAUGAAACAAACCAUAUAAUAAUUACAAAACACAGCAUCAGAAUAAAAAGAGGCAAGUAAAAACUACAGCAGCAGAGCGGGUUACACAAGUCCCCAUGUGAAGGCCUUAGAGGAACUUGUGGUUCCCUUACACAGAGUCAGGCCACUGGUCCAUCUUGUCUGCUCUGACUGGCCGUGGUUCCCUGGGACCCUCAGGCAGACAGAGAGAUCUCUUCCCCAUUACCUGAGACCCUCUUAACUAUAGAUUAGACCUGCAACAUGCUGGAUGUAAAGGAUGGACUCCAACCUGAGCUAUGAGGUCCCUUUCAUAAAACCUCGGUCCCCCAAUUCAGUGCCCCUUAGCAAUGCUUAUGCUUGUCUUUGAAUUGAACACAGGGACCUCAGAGGAAUCCCAACAAGCCAACUGAGCUAUAACCACCUGUAUUCCACCAGGAGUGUUAAUACUGUUAGCAGACCUUACAGCUUGGGUAAAUUAGAUUGGAAUAAUAACUUAGUUUCUGGAGUUCAGAGGCUUUAUUGAUGCAGGAACUAUUAAUAGGAUUAGUGGAUCUGCGAGAGAUGAAAUUUUGCAUCCUGUCUCAACAAGCUGGGAGAAAACAGCAACAAAAUUGGUCAGCCUUUAAGGGGUGGAGUUAGCCUAUAGAGACUUGCAAGCAAGUGCAGACUAGGUUGCUAGACAGUGUCCUCCUGUGGUUUAAAGUAACACAUGAAUUGUCUUAGAAGUUCAUUGAGAAGGAAAUGUUAUUUGCUUGUCUCCAACAAAUGCCAGCCACGUUUUGCUGCUGCCUUCUUCAUGUUUCAUUACACACUUGCAGUAGAGGGUUUGUUCUGCACAGUCUGCCACAAUUUCAGGGCAGGGGAGUUUGUACCAAUGCUAAAGACAAAGGCAGCAAGUGUCAAAUAAAUCCUUUCCCUGUUUUUGCAACACAGCUGCGGGAAUUUGCUCACGUUCACACGGAGCUUCAGGAAGCCAUGAAUGAGCUCUCGGAAGAGCACAACACAGCUCUAAGGGAAUGGGAGGAGCAGAGGAGCCGCCUGGAGAGGGAGCUGAGCAGUGCCCUCAGUGAGAAGGUCAGUGGGCAGGAAGAGACACCCCCCUUCCACCCCCAGGGGGUAAGGCCAGGAGGUCUGUUCUCCUCGUCCAUAUGGUCAUCACCGUCAUUGAUUUUCUGCAGUAAAUGAUGCUUCAGCCUGCUAACAAAUACAUAAUUUCACUAAGCUACAAAAUACAGGAUUUUUUAAAGAAGUUAAUGAAAAUGUCUCAUUAACAAAUAAUCAGAUUAAACAACCCCCCUCUAAUUCAUAAGAAGGCUGAACGACAAAAAGACAAAAAAAAAUUAAACAGCAAAAACAAUGUACCACCAAAAUUAAAGCCCCUAAACAGCCCCCUGCCCUGAUUACCUCUAGACAUCCUGAGCAGCGUGUUUCUCUGGACUGGCAGGUAAGGUGGCCUCUGGCAACUUCAGCAGCAGCUUUUGUAGUUGGGAUCUUGGCUUGGCUUUCCCAGGCAGAGUGGAAAUAGGCCAGCAAAGUAAGGAGCAGGUUAGAUUGGCUCUGGUACCUUCAGCAGUAGCUUUUAUAGCCCAUAAUAGGAAUGGCCUGAAGAAGUAGGUGGGCCAUUUGUACAUCCUACAGUGUGCCGAAAAGGGAUUUGUAACAACACGGAUUAAGUUCCAAGGGCCUCUGCUUCUGGUCAGGGAUAUUUGCCUUUCAACAGAUGCUUCUGUCAUGCUUCCUGGGUAUGUUCUGAGUAGGCUCAAAACAUAGUUGCUGCUUGUGGCUGCCACUUCCGUUGUGCUCUCCCCCAAGAAGAGCUAUUUAAGGGGGUUGUGGGUAUGUGCCGUAAUGGUGGUGGCUGUUCAGUUGUUAUGCUUCACACAUUUCACUCUAACAAGCAGGGAGCCCUCCCCCUUGACGGAGAGGAGGUCAUCCCUGGGCUCAGUCUUCGGCAACAGGGGUUGGUGUAGGGUGGGGGAGUGAGUUGCAGAUAAGUAAUGUGGCUUUUUCUUUGUUGGACACCACACAGUCACAUGGGUAGAUCCCUGGAAAAGUUCACUAGCCGGAAAGGAGGAGGCUCUGUGUGCUCAUUGCCCAUGGUCCUUUGCCUCCCUGGACCAGAAGAGGUGUGAGCAGGUGCAUCUGCCUCCAGCAGUCAGAGGUGAUGCGGUCUUCUGUGGCGGUGGCUGUUGCUGGUUGGGGGCGGGGAUGGCCCAACUGGGUUGAUGGUUCUUUCCAACUCUGGUUCCACAAUUCCAUUCCCCACCUGUGUCCUGUUCUCCAGAGGUGCUUGGAAGAGAAGCUGGAGAUUCUGCAGGGAAAGUACUCCUUGCUGGAGGACCAGAUGGCGAAGCUGAGGGAGACCACUUCCUUGCCAGAGAAAGGAGAGGUCAUGGGCGACAUUCUGAAGGUAGGAGCAGGGCCCUGGCGAGACGGAUCCCAGUAGAGAAAUGUCACUUGUCACACGGGGGGGGGGGGGCCGGGGCGGUCAGGUGGCUCGCUUCGUGAAACCCUUGAUAACGCCGUGUCACCAACCAGUUGAACUGCAUUGUUGUAUAAAAAGGAGUGUAUAUUUCAGGUGCCACAUAACACCCCUUCCGCAUUUGUAAGAACUCUCUUACCUUUUUGUGUGGCAGCACCUGCACUUUGGAACUCCCUGCCUGUUCGGCACCUUCACUGUACCCUUUUCAGUGCCUGCUAAAAACAGUUUUGUUUAGACAAGCCUACCCAGGUGUUUAGAAAGUUGAAGCAAAUAUUAAUCUGUUUUUAGUCUAUUUAGUCUAUCCCCAAAAUCAUUGUUGCUAAUUUUUCUUGGUGAUAAUUUUGUUUUUUUGUUUUUUGUUUUUUUGUAAGCCACUCUGAGGCUGUGUGUUUUUCCACAGUCAAGCAGUGUAUAAAUCUUAUGAAAUUAUAAAAAGGGAUGUUCUUGAUUAAAAUAUACAUUCAUGCUCGUCCCAUGUCCUCAGAACAGAUAUUUUUGUUGAAUAAGAGGUGGGGGUAACUAAUGUUGCCCAAUGGACUGGAUGAAAAGGUGGCCACGCUCAGCUGACGGGCAUUUGGUGCCAAAUUCAAACUGCCAAAUGCCAGCUGUGCUGGACACUUGGGGUGGCACUUUGAGUGCCUGGCUCCCCAUGGUUCCUUGCCAGCUGCGGCUUUACCUGUCCCAGGCCUGGUGGCAUAUGACAUUGGGUGAGUGGCAAAGGGGUGUGGCUGGCUGGAAAGGGCCUCACGGACCAGGCAUUCCCCACCUCUGAAUCAGACUUUAGAGCUUGUUUCUUACGAUAAGUGUGCCCACGGGAACGAUUUGCCAAGGGAUUCUGCAUCAGCUCUGCUCGGAGGCGCAGGCCAGUGACUCACCUAUGUUAGGCUCGUGGUUUCAGUCAUGAAACUGCGUAACGGAAAACCACAUCUGGGCAGUUCAGGCCACUCUUUGCAGAGUUAAUGCAGGCACUAGUGGCUUUUUAUUGUUAAUUCAAAAAAACAUUAAUAGCUACUUUGAUUCUUUACGUGUUAACAUUGGAUAUAUUUAUAGAGACACUUCCUUAAAAAAAGAGGGUGACUUGAGGGAAUGUCUGCCUUCGUUAUUGCUAACAGUCCUAACUAACCACAACACUGUUAACUUGGACCAUUGUAAAAAUAUUUGAUUCCGUUUCUGUUGUUAAUGGACUAUAACUAACCUGAAAAGUCCCUUCAGUUGUAGGAGUUGUGUCUCUCUGUGUAUUCCCAGAUAUUGUUAGGUGGUGUUUUGGUCCACUGAUUGUUAGCCUGGUCCACUGUAUUGCAGGGCCUGCCUUAGUUCUGGACUUGCCUACUCUUUCCACUCCCUACAGCUUCCGCCUGCCUUACUGGCCGGUACAUGUAUCUUGUGGUCCACCCUGAGAUCUUUGGAUGAAGGGCAGUAUAUAAAAUAAAGUAAGUCUGCCCCUGGCAUUUCAAAUGCUUUAGUCAGGCUCUGCUGUCUUUAAAAACAAACAACAGCAGCAAAACAAAAGCCAAACAAAUUUAAAACAGCCUCCACAUUCAUUAAAGGUACAAAGUGGGGGAAGUGACCUGUGGCAUACACAGUUGGGUAGUUUGGAUCCUCUGCCUUGGCUGGUUUCCGCUUCAGACAGGCAGAGCUGACGUCUCUCGAGUGUGGUGCUGAAUGCUGAUGAAUACAAAUCAUGGCCUUCUGUCUAGACACAGCCUCAUUCUCACCGAGGAGUGGUAUGGUCAACUCAACUUGGUGUGGAGAUUACAUUUUGGGGAUUGCAUGUAAACCCAACAUCGCAAACAGUCAAAACAACCCUUUAAAAGCCAUAAAAUAUAAUAAUAAUAAUAAUAAUAAUAAUAGUAAUAAUAGUAAUAAUAGUAAUAAUAGUAAUAAUAAUUUAUUAUUUGUACCCCGCCCAUCUGGCUGGGUUUCCCCAGCCACUCUGGGCAGCUUCCAUAGAAACCAAAAAUACACUAAAAUAUCACACAUUAAAAACUUCCCUGAACAGGGCUGCCUUAAGAUGUCUUCUGAAUGUCAGGUAGUUGUUUAUCGCUUUGACAUCUGAUGGGAGGGCGUUCCACAGGGCGGGCGCCACUACCGAGAAGGCCCUCUGCCUGGUUCCCUGUAGCUUUGCUUCUCGCAAUGAGGCCCUCGGCGCUGGACCUCAGUGUCCGGGCUGAACGAUGGGGGUGGAGACGCUCCUUCAGGUAUACUGGGCCGAGGCCGUUUAGGGCUUUAAAGGUCAACACCAGCACUUUGAAUUGUGCUCGGAAACGCACACAGGGCUACACUUACUGCACACUCCCAAGGUCGCCCUGCACAUCUGAAUGCUCUCCCAGGGUGAGUGCAAUGGCAGGUAGGAUUGCUGGCUGUCUUCCCCCCUUUUGACUCCCCCACCUUUUCCACAUGUUAGAGGGGGAUUUUCCACUGGUGGCAGAUGACAGAGACUGUGACACACUGAGACCGGUGUAAAACCAAACUAAAUAAAGACUUUAUUUCAAAACAACAAACAGCAAAGCUAGUGGGUGUUUUUCCUGCAGGCAGAGUACAAACUGCAGCUUUUCUCCUUUUGUAGCCAUGGCCAGCUGUACCCAAUUAGCCCAGAGCUCACAAAAACUGUUCUUAAAGGUACAAACAUGUUUCUGUGCAGAAUGUCUCCCAACACCACACACGCUCCUUUAAAAAAAACAAAAAACGGUCAAGCAUGUAAAGCUGAGAUAAUGUAAGUUAAGUGCAUAAGCUGUGAGUCUGUAUUUGGGCAGUAUUGGAGGGGAAGGAGCAAGGCUCGUUCUGUGUGUUCUCUGGGUGCAUAACCUUGUUUGCUGUUCCUUGUCCCACCAGCUUGAAGAACUGAACCAGCAGGUGGCCCACCUGAGUGGCCAGCAGACCGAGCUGCAGGCAACGGCCCUCCGCCUCGAAGAGGAGAAGCACCUGCUUGAGGCCAGCCUCCAGUCUGAGAGGAGCAGCUUUGAAGCAGAGAAGCGCCAGCUCACAGGCCUGCUCACGGAGCUGCAGAACUCCCUCUCGGAGAGCUCUCGAGGCAAGGAGAAGCUGGAGCAGGAUUUGCGUGCCCAGGAGGAGAGCCUGGUCGCUCAGGUCAACGCCCUGACGGCUGAGAUCGCCAAGCUGAUGGGCUUCCUCCACCAGAAGGACCAGGACCUGCUGGUUUUGCAGCAGCAGAAGGGCCAGCUGGCCGAGGACUUGCAGAAGAGCGAGCAGGCCUCCCGGGCAGCCCUUCAGGAGCUGAGCCUCCAGGUAGACCAGCUGACCAGCACGCUGCAGCAGAGCAGCCAGAAGCUGACGCAGGUGGAGGCUGCAGGCCAGGAAGCAUACAACAAGGCCGCCCAGGAGAAAGAGCUGGCCCUGAGGCAACUCCAGGAGAAGGAGGCAGAACUGUCUGCCCUGACCGAGCGGCUGCGUGCUCAGAGUGCCACUGCCACGGAAGCCCAGAGGGAGAAGGCCGAUCUGAGCCACAAGGUCCAGGAGCUGGAGGCCAGGAUCUUGGCCCUCACCGCCCAGUGCCAGCAGAGCGAGGCCCAAGCAGGAGCCGUGUCGGUGCUGAAAGGCCAGCUUCGUGAGGCACAGCAGAAGCUGGCUGACAAGGAGAAGCUGGCCAAGGAGAACACCCGUCUCCAGGAGCGGCUCCUGAUCCUGGAGGAGUCCGUCUGCAACACAGAAGGCAUCUUGGAGGAUGAGAAGAGGCGGGCGGCCGAGUCCCUGGAGGGCAACCUUCGGCGGAUUGCAGAGCUGGAGGAGCAGAUUCAGGAACUGAGCAAGCAGCGGGACCAGGUCCUGCGGGAGAUGGGUGAGGAGAAGGCCCAGAGGCAAGCCUUGGAGCGACAAGUGCAGCAGCUGGGGGAAGCGUCCAGGACCAAGGUGGAGGAGCUGCAGCACCAGAUGGCAGAGCUCUCCUCUGUGGCUGCCAAAGGAGACCCAGGGGAGCUGGGGAGGCUUAAGGAGAAGGUCCGAGCGCUGAGCGGGGAGAAGGAGCAGGACCACCGGAGGCUGCAGGCUGAGCAGCAGAAGGUGGCAGAACUGGAGGCUCAGGUGAAGCACCUGAACAGCAAGCACCAAGGAGCACUGGCUGAGCUCCAGGCGGACUUGGCUCGUGCCACGUCACAGAUCAAGGAGAAGGAGGGCACAGAGGACCAGCUCCGGGCAGAGAUUGCCUCUCUGCAGGAGAAGGUGGCUGUGGCUCAGAAGGAGGCUGCCCAGAGCCUGGCCAAAGGGAAGAAGGAGGGGCACGAAGCAGCCCAGGCGCUGGAAGUUGUCACCAGGGAGCUGGCUGAGGAGAAGCGCAAGGUAGCCGAGCUGGAGGCUCAAGUGAGGCUGGCAGGGGAUCAGAGCCAUAAGGACCUGAGUGCAGCUGAGUCCAGCCUCUCUAGCACCAGGGCAGCCCUGAAGGAGAAGGAGCGCGAGACGGAGAAGCUGUCUGGCCAGCUCAAGUCCUUGAAGGCCAAGCUGGAAGAGGCCUCCCAGCAGCAGAAGCAGGAGCUGGCUCUGCACAAGGAGGAAACCAAGCGGCUGGCGGGCCAGGAGGAACGGGCCAGGGCGGAACUGGCCGCUGAGAAAGUCAGCAAGGCAGCCCUGGAGGUGCAGCUGCAGAAUGUCACCAACGAGCACCGAGUGGAAGUCUCUGGGCUCCAGGAGGAGGUAGCCAGGGCCCAGGAGCUGGUCGGGGAGAAAGAGCAGGAGCUGGAGGAGUUGCGCCUCAAGAACAUCUCCCGCAGCGAGGAGCUAAGGGACCUGCAGAAGACGGUCAGCAAGCUGAAGGGGGAACUGGCCUCCGCCGAGGCCCUGAAGGAGAGGGCUGCCAAGAUGGAGAGCGAGCUGCAAGGGUUCCUGGAGGCAGCCCGGACCCAAAAGGCUGAGAUGGACAGCAUCAAGUCGAUGAUGCACUCCAAGGACGCCUCCCUCAAGAGCCUGGAGGAGCAGAAGCGGCAGCAGGAGCAGGAGUCCACCUCCAGCCGAGAGCUCUACCAGGGGCAGCUGAAGGAGUGCGAGGCUCUCCGCGCGCAGGUGGAGAGGCUGGAGAAGCAGUGCAAGGAGCAGCAGAUCACCGUUGCCCGGCUGGAGAAGGUGGCAGCUGCCUCUGAGCGGGAGCAGCAGGUCGAGGCGGAGGCUUUGAAGCAGGAGGUGGCACAGCACAAGGAGAGGGCCGCGGAGCAGGAGCAGCUUCUGGAGGCGUCCAAGUCCAGUCUAGAGAAGCUGAAGAGGGAGCUCCACGACAAAGGAAAGGAGCUGGCCCAGAGCAGAGAGGCAGCAUCCCGAGCCGAGAAGGAGCUAGUCGUCCUACGUGCCACAGCCCAGGAGAAGAGCAAGUCUGAGGAGAGCUGGAAGGAGCAGCUGUCACGCUGUGCCCAGGAAUCGGAGCGCCAGGCCAGCAUCAUCAGCAGCAUGGAGAAGGAGACCUCCAUCAUGCAAAGGCAGCAGCUGGAGAAGGAGGGGGAGAUCAAGGACCUGAGGCGGCUGGCCCUGGCUGAGUCCGAGAAGAGCAAGAAGCUGGAGGAGAGGCUGCGGAUCCUGCAGUCGGAAAUGGCCACCGCCGCUUCCCGGGCAGCUGAGAGGUGCUCCACCAUGAAAGCCGAAGCGCAGAGCUCCCAGGAGCAGGCCGAGAAGCUUCGGGUGUCGGUGGAGGCCCUGAAGAAGGAGCAGAGCGCUGCCUCCAGGCGGCAGGAGGACCUCUGCAAGGAGCUUAAGUCCUGGCAGGAGAAGGCCUUCCAGAAGGAGCAGCAGCUCUCCGCCCAGCAGCAGGAGUUUGCAGGGGCCCAGGCCCUGAUCGCAGAGCUGAUGCCCAUCAAGUGCCUCUACCAGCAGCUGCAGGCGGAGCAGGCCUCGCAGGAGAGCAAGCACCGCGAGAAGCUGGAGCAGAUGCAGAGCGCCGCCGGCCUCCUGCAGGCGGAGCUGGCCAGGGCCAAGCUGGAGCAGGCGGAGCUGCAGGCGGUGAAGGAGAGGCUCCUGGAGCGGGAGCGGGCCAUCCAGCAGCUGCAGGCGGAGAAGGCCAGCUACGCGGGGCAGCUGGCCGCCCUCCAGCAGGGCCAGACGCAGCUGGCCGAGGAGAACCGGGGGCUGCAGCACCUGCCGGCAGAGCUGGCCCAGGUCAAGAAGCAGCACGCGCGGGAGAUGGAGUUGGUCAGGCUCGACUCGGAGAAGCGGGUGACCGCCAUGAAGCGGGUGCUUGAGGACACCCAGAAGAAGUACGAGGAGAGCAAGCAGAGGCAGCUGGUGCAGGUAAGGCCUCACACGGGAUUCGGUUGCUUUUGGGGGUGGGGGUUGCCCAGGGGCUAGCCCUAGGCAGCUGCAUCUCCCCAACCCACCCUGUGGUUUCUUUGCCCUCUUGAAACAGGGUGGAGGGGGGGGCAAAGCUCAUCCUCUUUGUGCGCCCCCCCCCGCUUCAUCCCUACUCCCUUGCUUCACCUGGGGGCAGCCCUGCCUCUGGAGAUUAGGCAGAUGGAGUAAACGGUCUGGGAUCUGGCCUAGGUUUGCCUGCUGGACAGAAAAUGAUGGUGGCUCUUAAUGGUUUUCCAUGCUGCUUAGAAAUUCUGGUUCCAGUUCGCUUAAUGAAGGGGACAGCUCUGCAGGGCCACCCUUCAGCAAUGGAAGCAUCUCUCGCAGGAUUGAAUGAGGUUGCAAGACGCCUGAGGGUGGGGGCGCACCUUGCUGCAUUCUGUAUAGUGCAGUCCAGAUUGAGGGAAUGUGCAGAAGCAAGAUGUGGCCUGAAAGGCUCAGCAGACCUUAUUUGGCUCAUGGGGUGCAUCUUGAGCAAUGGGGACCCUCCUUCCAUCUCUAGCCCUCUAGAACAUGGGUAGGCAAACUAAGGCCCAGGGGCUGGAUGCAGCCCAGUCGUCUUCUAAAUCCGGCCCGUGGACGGUCUGGGAAUCAGCGUGUUUUUACAUGAGUUGAAUGUGUUCUUUUAUUUAAAAUGCAUCUCUGGGUUAUUUGUGGGGCAUAGGAAUUUGUUCACCCCACCCCUCCAAAAAAUAUAUAUAGUCCAGCCCCCCACAAGGUCUAGAACUUUGGGGUCUGCAGUAGUGCAAUAGUAGAUAUUUUCCCUGAAAGUUAAAGCAUGCAAGUUAACAAAGGGGGUGCUGCUGUCCAGGAGCCAUGUUUGCUUGAGAUGCUAUAUGUUAUCCUUGAAUGGGCUCCCUUUUGCUCCUGCAUGUACUCAGUGUUCUAGCAUUGCCCCUCCAGGUUCCACAAGUCUUCUCCUCUGAUUUAUAUACUGCCCUCUCAGCUCUGAGCCUCUGGGGAAGGGAUGAGCAACACGCCCUUGGUCUGGAUUGGGUUGGCCGUUGAGCUCCCACCCUUGCCACAAGUUGCCCCAGCUGCUUUUUGUGGUGUUUUCACGUCUGCCUUCAUUGCUUCCCCCUCCCACCCACCCCCCAAUCCUACAGGUGGAGCAGCUAGAGGUAUAUCAGAAAGAGCGAGCUAAUGCAUGCCAGGUAAUGCAUGCCAGGUGUCAGCUGCUUAAACGGUGACAGUGCAUGACGUAGCUGCUGCUGCUGCUGCUGCUUCCCCUCCAUCAUGGCUGCCAUCUCCUCUUGUGAACUGUUUGCAAUGGGGGCUUACGGAGGACAAGUAAUAAGGCCGCCGCCACCCUCGUUUGGGGGCUGUGUGGGAAAACAGGGCUUCACAAUACCUCUCUAAAACGCUGCACCUUAUGCCCAGAUGCCUCCUCACACAGGUCAGCAAAACUUUUGUUCUCUUACUUUGACAAAAAAAAAUUACUUGGCAAGAGCAGAAAGCACACAAAUCCUGUCCUUUGCACCAAAGGCAAGACUGUCCAUAGCUAUGUGGCAAGCCAAGGCUUGUAAAGGAAGUCGCGCCAGCAGGCAGCAAAGUCAGUCUACUUGGGAUUGUUGCCCUCCCAGCAGGUCUCCCAGUAAUAGUCAUAUGAGGGCUUGCUGCACACCCACACACCGUUUUUUGUUGCCCUCCCCUUUAAAGAUCUCCUUAGUGCCUCUUUUUCUGAUAGCACCGCAGUACAGCACCACAUGCAUCCUCUUGCGCCCUCUCAUCCCAACACCUGGGAAGCCUUGGGAGCAGCUUGGGGCAUACCAAUUACUUGCCCUGUAGAAUUUCCCACUUCUCUUUGUAACUCCUGGUGGAGCAACCUGCUGGAAGAGGCCAAUGGCCCAUCUAGUCCACCAUCCUGUUCCCAGUGUGGCCAAGCAGGUGCCCAAAAGGGAAACCCCCUCACAGGAUUUGAGCACAAGAGCAACUCUCCCCUCCUGCAGUUUCCAGCAACUGGGAGCCAGAAGUGCUGCUGCCUCCAGCUGUGGAGGCAGAGCAUAGCCACCAGGGGCUAGUAGCCAUGGGGAACUUUUUCUCCUCCAUGAAUUUAUCUGAUCCUUGUUCAAAGCUAUCUAGGUUGGUGGCCAUGACUGCUUCCUGGGGGAGUGAGUCUCAUUAUUUAGCUAUGUGCUGGGCGACGGGGUGAGCUCCUGUUGCUGUAUCCCAGCUCCUGCCAACCUAGCAGCUCGAAAGCACACCAGUGCAAGUAGAUAAAUAGGUACCACUGCGUCGGGAAGGUAAACGGUAUUUCUGUGCGCUCUAGCUUCUGCCACCGUGUCCCAUUAUGCCAGAAGUGGUUUAGUCCUGCUGGCCACAUGAUCCGGAAAGCUGUCUGUGGACAAAUGCCGGCUCCCUCGGCCUGAAAGUGAGAUGAGAGCCGCAACCCCAUAGUCACCUUUGACUGGUCUUAACCAUCCAGGGGUUCUUUACCCACCUUUACCUGCAUCUGGCGCACUUUCUCCAGUUCUGGGCACCACUUUUUAAGACUCGACUGCGCCAAGAGGGGAGUAGCCAUAUGAAGCCAGAGGUGCCCUAUGCCUUGAGCAGCAGAGAGUAGGACUUGAUGAUCUCCGAGGUCCUUUCCCGCUCCAGCUGCUGCAUCUUUUGGCAUUCUCUCUUCCCCAUCUCCUUCCUAUAUUUUCCUUCAGUAUAGGAGAGAAUCUCUGUGAAUGAUACUGCUCUCGGGAGGGGAGACCUUGAGCUCCAGGCAGAGUGCAGGGUCUGCAACGCAGGGGGGCCAGCCCUCUAACCUUUAGGGUUACCAGGAGCUAAAAGCACCACCACCUCUCUUAGCCAUCUGCAAGUAUGGUUGCACCUGAAGACAAGUCCACCCCCUCACCCCUGUGUUUUAAAGCCCUUCAUUAAGAGCAAACCAGCUUAAACUAGAAUCCCCUGAAACGGCCCCCUCCACUUCAGAAACCCUCUUGGAUUCUAACCUUCAAUGUUUCCGUGGAUCCCUGAUGCUCCCUUACCCCCAAGUGCACGAGAGGCAAACAGUUGGCAAUGGAGACCCUGCUUUGGGGUUGCUGGGGAGACCUGGAGGUGGGAAAUGCAGGAUGGUGGGUGUGGCUAAUUAACUUCUGGCAUCACUUUCAUCGCAUGUCAGAGCAUCUGCUUGCAGCACACCCCAGCUCUUCUGCUUGUAGAGAGCUGCUCUUCCUGGGAAGCUGCUAACCCCCAUGCAUCAUUUCUGCUCUGAAGCCCACUGACCCAACCCUGCAGCUGGAAUGCGGUGUUUGCGCAGCAUAGACGUGUCGGUGGAGGGUUGGAGGCACGCUCUCCGCUGCUGCUUCCAGGAAGCUUUUGCAGGGGCAGAAUGUUUAGGACAGGGGCUCCAGUGAUACCGAUGCUUCCUGGGUGGAAGGGAACCUGUCAGAGGGUAUGCCUGGAAUGUGCUUCCAGGCAUAGAGGACUCUGGCCUGCUGCAUGCAGUUCUUUCUGUGUUCCUGUAGUAACUCUUGAGGGUCUGUGGCAUUUGACAGAAUUCAGACACUGGCAUCAUGGUUGCAAAAAGAAGCUUGAAAAAGGUGUGUAGUUCUGGGGGAAAUGCCCUUAGUCUCAGGGAGGCUGAGCAGUGCUUGCAUUGAAUUGGGGCCCCACAGCUGUUUUCCUCCUAGCAAUCGGAGUCGUUAUCCAAAAACACAUUCAGUGACCUAUUAGUGUUGCUUUUACCAGGUGCAGAACUUGGCCCUCCCCCCUCUUUCUUUCUUUCGCACGGGGCUUGACUUACUAGAGGAGUGUUUGAUGCUAAAGGGGCCAAGCUGAGUAACAUAGACAGCGCCAGAUUCCUCCUUCCAACCCCCAAACUGGGUAAAGUGCUCAGUCCUAAACUGUGACUCUCUGAUGCCGUGCUCAUAGAAUCAUAGACCCCAAAGGGUCAUCUAGUUCAGUCUGCUGCAAUGCAGGAGUCACAGCUUUUGGUAAAAGGGGGAGACUUCCUUGGCCUCCUGCCAGCCAGUCCUUUUCUAGGCAUGGCUGUUCCAGUACACCAGGUUUAGGAGGGGGACAGAGAUUGCGGAAUGGGGUGCAGAGCCUCAAAGAGCCAGGAGGGAGUGGCUGAACAGUGCUUUGAGCAGGAGGGGGAGGGGUUGGAAUAACUAUUCUCUCUCUCUUCCCCCCCCCUUUCCUUUCUAGCUGGAGGAGCUGAAGCAGAAGUAUGCUCAGCAGGAGAAGGUCACUCAAGCCCAGCAGCAGAGAGCCCAGGUGAGUUUCCAGGGAUGGAGCCUGGAGAGAGUUCUCCUAGUGCAGAGGUUCCCAAGCUUUUGGGGGGCGCUGUCCCAUUGGCUUCUUAAUUCAUCCCCAGAUCCCCACCCUACCCUAAAAAAAGCAUUCAGAAUAGUGGUUUGCAUGACCCACUGGUCUAAUCCCCUGCAAUCGAGGGCAAGGGGAAUCAGGGAAGAUAAUAACAAGAAAUGUGAAGCAGUAACAAUUAAUUGCCCUUUCCCCAAAAUCCAAUUAAAGCUAUUUAGUUUUCACCGAUGCCAGCUUUUCAAAGACAAGGGGUGGAAAGGACCCUUGUAAGUCUACUGAGCAACCUCACUCAGCUGGUGCAAGAGUCAUGGGGAAGAAAGAAAACAAUUUCCCUCUCUGGCACUAUAAGGGAAUAUCUGGGUCUCUCCUUAACAGGUGCAUGAAGAAGAGCUUAAGCACCAGAAUGAGAAGAUCUUGGAUCUCCAGUCUCAGGUGGCCCAGAAGGAACAAGCUGCUGAACAUUAUAAGACACAGGUAGAAAAAGGGGAGCUGUCUCCCUCUGGGGCAGAAGUGAGGGGUGGGAGGGGAGAGAACCACCACCCUGGCUUCUACCCUGUAUUAAACAGUCACAGUUAAGGCAAGUACUAAGAAAAGAAGUUCUGCCAUUAUAGGCCUCAAAAUUCCAUAGCUUACAAAAAUGGCAGCUGUUGAGCUAACAGACUGGCAUAUAAGACCUGCAUGAUGAGGUUUGCAAAUGUGGGUGUGUGGAGGGUAAGUACACUUUGUGACGUUGCACAACGACAUGGCUGAGCAAGGGUCUCUUACGGAAGCACCAGCCUUGGCUUCCGGUGUCCCGGCUUUGCGGGAAAUUGCCUCAAGUCUGGUCUUAAACCGGCAGGUGUUGUGCUUGACGGUUGCCUCACUUUUCCUCGCCCCUCAGAUGGAGAAGGCCAAGACCCACUACGACGCAAAGAAGCAACAAAACCAGGAGCUGCUUGAGAGGCUGGGAGUCCUGGAGGAGGUGGAGAGGGAGAACGCGGAGCUGAAGGCCAAAUCGGAACGCCUUAUGAAGGAGCAGCAGGAUUUGGUGAGGCAGAUGCAGGAGGCCCAGCUCACCUCCAAGAACCUCUGCAGCCUCGAGGCACAGGUAGGGCUGAGGGGCGGUGGCUGAGGAGGCAGGGUGCGUGUCCACGGCAGGGCCCAGUCAUUUCCGUUCCAGGCCCUGCCCACCCAUCUGUGCAUUUCCUCUUGCAAGAAGGAUCUGUGGGGUCCCCAGGGUUUUCUGUACCCCAGGGAUGGGGAACAUGUGGCCCUUGCAGGUGUUGCUGGGCUCCAGCUCCCUCCUGCUCUAGCCAGGAAGCCAAGGGACCAGGGGUGAUGGGCGCUGGAGUCCAGAAACCUCUGGAGAGCCAUGGGUUCCCGUGCUUAGUAUAUAUAGCAACAUAUUUACCUGCAGCUGAAGUGAGGUGGACUUGGCCCAGUUCUUACGUAGAUGCAUGCAAAGAAACAUUUAAUUAGCCAUUUUGGUUCUAGCGGGUCUCUUGACUUCCUUGGUGCGCGGCUUGCUCGUGGCACCCUGCCCCUUACCGUUAACCAACCCAAACGCAGGUGGAGUUUGCAGAUCGCCAGCUGCGAGAGCAGGGCAAGUUCCAGCUGGCCACAGAUUCAUUAAAAAGCCGCAUCACCUUCCAGGAAAGCCCAGCCGACGUCAGCACAGACAGCCUGGACAUGAGCACCAGCGAUGAAGCACAGCCGCUCAACUCCACCAGGUACUGGCCCUCAGCUUAGAAGGCAAGCAGGUGGCUGCAGCGCAGCAGCUCAGCUUCCGUGCCAGAUUUCUCUCCUCCUCCUCCUCCUUCUUAGCUCUUUGAUCGGCCAUAGAGCAGAGACUUCCCACCCUUGCAGCUCUAGGACCAAAUGCAUGUUUCCCCAAGGGUGGCCACUCGCAGGGUCCUUCAUUUGGCAGGCCUGACAGUGAAGCAACUUUGGAGACAUGGGGCGUUGUUGUUGUUGUUAAUUUUAUACGCCACCCAACUGACUGGGUUGCCCCAGUCACUUUGGGCUGCUUCCAACAUAUUAAGACAUCAAACACAGUAGUAAAACACCAGACAUUAAACAUUUCUAAAAGUCAGAUAGUUGUUUAUUUCCUUAACAUCUCAUGAAGGGAGGGCAUUCCACAGGGUGGGUGCCACUACCGAGAAAGCCCUCGGCCUGGUUCCCUGUAACUUCACUUCUCUCGGUGAGGGAACCACCAGAAGGCCCUCAGAGGAGGACCUCAGUGUCCAGGCUGAAUGUUGGGGGUGGAGAUGCUCCUUCAGGUAUACUGCGCUGAGGUCAUUUAGGGCUUUAAAGGUCAGCACCAACACUUUGAAUUGUAUUGUGAAGACUUCUCAGCUUCCUUGUUCCUGGGAAUGUGAAGAGAGGGUUCUGUGGUUGUGGCCUCCCUGCCAGUUUCAUGACCCCCCCCCCCAUCUCUCUUCACAGCAGGAGGUCUCGCCGUUCCACCUCCGAAUCUGGGACAGCAGAGCCGUCCAAGGCUUCCCACCGGCUGCCUCGGAAGGUGGAGUCUCUGGAGAGCCUCUAUUUCACGCCCAUCCCCACGCGCACGAGGUCCAAACUGGAGAACAGCGUGAACUCCACGGGCGACGUUUCCUUUGAGUCGGGGCGGAAAACACUCUCUGGCCGCCGGCGCACCACACAGGUCAUCAACAUCACCAUGAUCAAAGUAAUGUGGGGGCCACCUAGGGAUGGGAGCCAAGGUGUGGUGAUGGUGGCUGUGGAGAUAGGUGGCGUCCAGGGCUGCUCAAAUGUGCUUCCUCCGUAGCCAGGUCCGUCAGACACUUUCAGCAGCCUGCUUCCCUGGGUGUGGGGACGAGCAGGCGACCCCUGUUGUUAGAGGUGGAUUCAGGAGAGACGGGAGCUGCCCUCUUGAGGUGGUUUACUAGGAACAAGGAGUGAUGAAUCUGAGUUGGCAGAUGGUUCAAGGAUUUGGAAGAGCUCCAAGACAAGCUCUCCAAGUGGGGUAAACGGGCAGUAAAGCGGCAAAUGCACUUCCGUGUAACCGAGUGUAAACUGAUGUAUGUCAAGGCCAAAAACACGAGCUUCACCUACGCUCUCGUGGGGUCUGAGUUGACAGCGGUCAUGAACGAGACCUUGGGGUCAUAGUGGACCACCCAGUAUGUGGCAGUUGGGAAUUGCUAGGGAUCAAUAGGAAAGGAAUUUGAAAUAAAACUGCCGGUGCCAUAAUGCCAUUAUACAAACCUGUGGUGCAACCUCAUUUGGGAUGCUGUGUACAGUUCCGGUGGCCUUUCCUCAGAAAGGAUAUUGUAGAGCCGGAAAAGGUUCAGAAAAGUGCAACAAAAAUAAUCUAGGGUUUGGAGCAACUCUCGAGUGAAGAAAGAAUGCAGUAUUUGGUGCUUGUUAGUUUACAGGAAAGCCGAGUAAGGGAUAGGGGAAGACAGGGCAGAGGCGUCUAAUAUUCUGUCUGGUGUGAUGGAGGUGGAGAAGAGCAGCUUAGCGGGUGGGGGCAGAGUUAAGCAGCACCAGCAGCCAUUCUUUGUGCUCACCCUCCUCCUCUUCCUCCUCCUUGUGCUUCUACACAGAAACACGCUGAGCCGGAAACUCCCCAGAGUGCUGAUGCCUCUUUCCUCAGCAUGCAGUCCGCUGCGUCUCAGAGCAGCAGCUCGAGCCAAGAGCCGGUCAAGACGCGCCUGCGUUCCUCAUCUGCUUCCUCCACCCGCUCCCUCGCCAGCCUCCCCUCUCAGGAAUCCCUCACCAGGCUGGGCACCUCUUCCCCCAACAACACGGCGUUGAUGAGCCUGCCCGGCUAUCGGCCUGCCACCCGCAGCUCCAUGAGACGCUCCCAGGCUGGAGGGGCCACUUCUGGUGAGUGCUGGGGUUGCAGCGGCAGGACUGGGGCAGCCUUCAACAUGGUGGGCCCCUCUAGACGACGUCCUGGACUACAACUCCUGACCACCCCAGCCGAGCAUGGCUGGAUGAUGCUGGGGCCAUCGGGAGUCAUAGUCCAAAGCAUCUUGAGGAGCAGAAGAAGCUGGGCAAAGGCUGUUCUGGAGCUUCGCCCUCUGUGCCAGUCAGCAGAGUACAGUAAUUGCUCUGGUGAAUCUCAGAGGAGUCCAGUGAGCUCAGUGAUCUACACAGAAUCAGCGAAUAUGUUUGAAGGGAUGCCAAGGGUCUUCUAGUCCACCCCCUGCACAGCAGGAAUCACAGCUAAAGAGUCCCACCUCUGUUUAUGAGCCUCCAACAAGGAGAGCCCACCACCUUCCGAGGGGGUCUGUUCCAUGGACAGACAACUCCUGCCCUCAGAAUAAUAAUAAUAUAAUAAUAGUAAUAAUGAUAAUAUUAAUAAUUUAUUACUUAUACCCUGCCCAUCUGGCUGAGUCUCCCCAGCUUCCAACAGGAGUUUAAAAAUACAUUAAAACAUCAGUCAUUAAAAGAAAACUUCCCUAAACAGGGCUGCCUUCAGAAGUUUUUCCUGCUGGCUACAUUUAUUCUCUCUGCCCACCACUAUUAGUUCACCAUGCCUGACAGUCAGUGGCAUAAUAAUAAUAAUAAUAAUAAUAAUAAUAAUAAUAGCAGUUUUAUUGUUUAUACCCAUCUACUCUGGGCAGCUUCCAACUCAUAUAAAAACAUAAUAAAAUGUAAAAGAUUUUAAAAGAUAUCCAGGUGUGUGUCAGAAGAGCCGUCUGUGUGUGUGUGUGUGUGUGUGAGAGAGAGAGAGAGAGAGAGAAAGAGAGAGAGAGGUGAUGACCUGUCCCCUUGUGCAUUUCUUAGCUUUUCCUUGCUGCUUUGCUCCUUGGUGUGAGUCUUCCAGAGUGAGACUUCCUCCCCCGGAGCCUGUUGGCAGACUGCCUGCUCCAUGACUGUUUGUGGCCGGUGAUGGCAUGAAUGUGAAGGUGGCACUGCUUGGCUCCUCCCUUCUAAAAAGCAUCUCGUAGACAGCCCUCGCAAGGCCUGGAAUGGCCAUGCAUAGAACAGCCAGCAGAGGUGGGACACGGGAGAGCCAGGAUGGAUAAAAGGAAGGGCUUCUUCACGCAGUGCAUAAUUGAUCUGUGGAACUCACUUCUGUAGGAGGCAGUGGGAGCUACCAACUAGAACAACUUAAAAUAAGAUUGGACACAUUCACGGAGAAGGGUUGUCAGUGGCCCUGCUCUCCCUCCACAAUUAGGGAAAGCAAGGCUUCCGAAUGCCAGUUGCCUGUACCAGCAGGGUUCUUCCGAAUGUUCUUUUGCAGUUGAGAAAGGCUGGCUCAGUUACCUGUGCAGGGGUGCUCUGUUUUGCCCUCUUUCCUCUUCGUGCCCAUGGAGUGGGUAGGGGCAGAGGAAUCUCUUUGCAACCUCCUUCCUUGAUUGGGAUCACUGUUGUCGAUUAUCUUGUGGAGAGCCACUUGGGGUGCCUCCCUUCUGUGUGGCUGGUGGUGCAACCUAGGAAGUAAGCAGCCGACACCCUCCCCUGUCGCUCCCCCCCCUCAGGGCGCAGCAGCUUCUACAUGGGCACCUGCCAGGAGGAGCCAGAAGUGCUUGAUGACUGGAGCCGCAUUGCUGAGCUCCAGCAGCGCAACAGGAUCUGCCCACCUCACCUGAAGACCUGCUACCCCCUGGAGUCUCGGGUGAGUGUCGCCAAAGGGCCAGCUAGUCCUGACUCCCACAGCAGCUAGCGAUAUGUUUUCAAGGCCAGGGAGGGCAGGGGGUGGGGAUGCGAUGCCUGCUCCUGCUGCUGAUUUAGUCAACGCCUGGAGAAUUCUGUGAACGGAAAAUUGGAUUCUGCAACGGAGAUCAAGUUAGUGGGUUGGAUUCCCCCCCCCCAAAAAAAAAACAUGGCCCUUUGAGGGCUAGUACAUAUUUAUGUGAAUAUAUGGGGGAGGGGAGGAGGGGUUUGGGAAGAGUGUGAAAGGGGUGCAUAGACAGGGUUGGUGAUCGGAGCAAGCAGGGGUGCCAGUCCCUCGUAUGUGCAUGUAAAUCCUGCUCAGUCCUGGUCAAUAGACACCUGGGGAGCUUCCUCCCCUGUGCGUUUUGGGGGCUGUUCCACUUUUGCAGUAGGUUCAGUGCACACAAAGAGCCUCUGUCUGAUGACCGCACUGCUCCUCUUCCUCACCUGCCAGCCAUCCCUGUCACUGGCCACCAUCACAGAUGAGGAUAUGAAGACGGGGGACCCCAGAGAGACCCUCCGCCGUGCCAGCAUGCUGCCCUCCCAGGUUUCCGAGGGCCCAGCCACCCGUCGCAGCACCCUGAGCUCCGCGGUGGCCGCAGGGGGCAUUGCCACUCGGCAGCAGAGGAAGCGCAUUUCAGAUGAAUCCCACCAGGCUGCAGGGACCCCCGAGGUGAGUGGCAGUAGCUCUGUGGCACAUUCAGCUGGCCUGAACCCCUUUCAAGCUGGGCGGGGUGGGGAUAUGGGGGAGGGUUAUUAUGGGAGUAUCGGGUAUGCCCAGGGUGUAAUGGGGCAAGUUUGCCUGUGUCUUCUAGGGCAGGUGCUGGUGGGGUCCAGGGACCCUUCAGUCCCUCUGGGAUUGCAGCUCCCAUCAUCCCUGAGCGUUGGGUGUGGCUGGCUGUGGUCGCUGGGAGUUGCAGUCCAGCGACAUCUCCUGCUCCCCAUUUCUCAGCUGCCCACCUUGGCGGGGAGAUGAAAGGCACCGUUGUCUUUUGCUCAGUCGCAUCAGGCCCCAACUAAUCUCUCUUCCACACACCCCUUUUCUCCGUUCAGUCCAAGAAAUCUGCCAGCUGCUUCCCACGGCCCCAGACUCCCAAACUGCGGAGCGAGGAGCACAAGCACAGCACCCAUGCGGGAAGCAAGAAGGACAAAGCCCAGGCAGCCAACAAGCAGGUAAGGGAGCCUCGGAGCCUCUUGCUCUUCCAUCGGGCUGGCAGAGCAGGGCGCAGGGAGCCUCUGAGGCUGCGGCAUUGCUGAAGCAGAGCAGGCUGCGAGACCACCCCUACUCAGGCAGGGAAGUUUUUAAACAAAGGUUGGAUGGCCACCUGUCAGGGAUUCUUUAGCUGUGAUUCCUGCGUUGCAGGAGCUUGGGGUCCUUCGAGCUUUACAGUUCUAUGGUUCUACAAAGUAUGAUCUCUCCUUUCUGCCUAUCUAUACACAAACACCAGACUACCACAUAGCACAAAUUCAAUCUCUCCCUAGCUUCAGACGUGGGCCUGGUGCUUCUCUGCAGUGAUUAUAAUAACCGGGGUGGGGGGGUGGAGGAGGGGGUAUACCAAGGAAUGCGAACUCUUCUCUUGAGUUCCCUUGCCGUGGGGAUGAGAGAGCACAGAAGUGCUGCUGAGGUCUCCUGAUUGUCCUGACUCCUUCCCCUUUCCCUGCAGCCCAACAGGCGCCAGUCGAUGGCCUUCAGCAUUCUGAACACUCCGAAGAAGCUGGGCAACAGCCUCCUGCGCCGGGGGCCCAACCGCAAAGUGACUCCCAAAAGCUCCCCCCGGAGCAGCAGCCGGAAAUCCCCGAGGGCAGCGUCAUCACCUAAGGGCAAGGUAGGAGGGAGAAGGGGGCUCCCCACGAGUCUUUCACUCCCAGCAUCCCCUUGGAGCAAGCAUGGGCGGGAGAGAGAUUUUGCCCGGAAUGUGAGCCUGCAUUUUAGUGUAUUUAGAUAUAUAUUCUGGUGGAGCUAAUAGAGAGAGAAGAGGGCUGGGGAAAGCCAUGGGUCUGGGACUCCUUGGAGCACAGAAGGCGGUUUGCCAGCAAAGGAACAACAGAAGAGGCUGCUGGAUCAGGCCAGUGGCCCAUCUAGUCCACCAUCCUCUUCUCACAGGCUGACCAGAUGCCUGUGGGAGUCGAGCAAGGGCCGGGUCCAUUGCUCAGUCGUAGGGUCGGGCACCCCCACCUGCCAGGCCUGACUCCCCAUCCUUUUGCUCCUUCAGGUCUCAUGGGCUGCCAGAGCAGGCUGGCCUCUCCUUGUGCAGUGCGACCAGGCCUGUAUGGAACCUCUUCUGGCUGGGUCACACCAGGGGCAGCACGGACCUCUCCUUGGGCUGCCAUCCCCUCCCCUCCCACUAGUGGUGUGUGGUUUCUGGGUUUUGCAGCACCUGUCCUGGGUGUGGGACUCUGCCCUUGCCCGAGGGGCCAACUUCACCUGCUGUCUUCUUCCUGAUUUGCUGCCAUGCAGAAGAAUGAUGAGAGCCGCUUGUCGUUCUCAUAAGACUGCAGAGUUCAGCUUGGGUUUAUCAAAUCUGCGGGGCGGGGCGGGGAAUGAAGCCGCAGCGCUCCAUCUUUUUUGUCCUCCUCUCUGGCUUCCGAUUAAGAGGUGUGGCAAAGCAAGGCAGCUUCCUCAGGCAGCGGACUUUGGUGCCCUUGAAGGUGGCACGCUGGGAGGAGCAUUGUCCCCAUGGGGCACUAAGCAUGGCUCAAACCAGCAGGAGAGCAGUGGAGAUGGCACGAGAGCUCUGCCCACAGCUGCCCUUCAUUCGGUGGGGCUUUUACAGGAGAAAAUCCCGGAGGAUUGUCGAAACAGUGGGGUGGGGGUCCCAACUAGAUCCUUCUGCCUUUUGAGCUUCUAAAAUCCCAGCAGGAGCCAUUGAGCCCACCCAACUCCUGUCUUCUUUUUCCCUUCCUUUAGGCGAACUCCAGGUCCACGAGGAACACCAAGUUCUAACACCGUUUUUCCUGGCCGAAAACUCCCCUGCCUGCCGCAUCUCUCCAGAAGGAAGGGAGCCAGGUGCCAAGGCCCCCCAGUCUCUGCUACCAGCUGAGCCGCCAGCAGCCUUCCUCCCCCUCCUCGUAUUCCCUCCCAGCUCUGACGUGGCCUGAGACCCCAGCCUUCUGGUCAGGAUGCCAACUGGUGCACGGACUCUUCCCCCGCCCCCUGGUUUCCACGUGAUGGUGGGUGGUGAGCCUCCUUGGCUGAGAGAUUUGGGGGGGCGGCUUUCCCCUCUGUGAUGAUGGCAGCCGUGUGUGCGUGUCGAGGGGGACGGGACAGUCUCCAAACCAUUCCAGGGUCUGGCCCUUAAUACCAGCCACUGUUCCAUCAGGCAGGAAUCGGGAGUCCUUGGCAAAGGAGGACUAGGCUGGCAGUAUUUUACGCUCCCAGGGAGGCAGUGUCAUAAUGUUGACCACCUUUGCCAAUGCAACACCCCCUCCUUAAGCACCCAGAGUGGCACCUCCUAUUGAGAAGCUAGGUCCCCCUCUCCUGACACCCCCCCCAACGAAUGCUCCCUCCCUUUCACACUGAGUAAGGACGGGCUCUCUCUGCUUGCCUCAUUGGCGCAGUGAACAGCCCAAGGCACCGAAGUCGGAGAUGUUUUCUCCACCCGGCUCUCCUUUCCACUCACAAGGCGACCCUCUUCCCAGCCUCCUUGGUUCUUAAAAAAAAAAACAACAGUUGUAAAGCAAGGGCCAACAGACUAGAGAAUUGGGGUGGGAAGCUUCUGUCAGACGUUGAGGACUAGUCGCUUACUCAUUACCAGAAGCAGUGGGGGGAAACACAUUUCUCUCCUGUGGAAAACUUUGCCCUGCUUGUCAUAGAGUCAUGUGCCUGCUUCCUGGUGAUGUGAGAAAUCCUUUGGGAGCUGGGGUGGCUUUUGUGCAAGGGGGUGUUAAAAAAUAAACCCCUUGAGCCUGGCAACAGGAGGAAUCAUUCCCUGGAGGAGGUGGGAGCACCAGCUGCCUGAAGGGCCCCUCGCUGGUGGCUGGGCUGCAGGAGGAGGAGGAGGAGAAAGCUCCAUUAUGUACAGGCUGUGCAUUCUCACCCUCCCCUUAUUCCGCAGGCUUUACUUAGCUGUGUUGCUUUGUAUUGUACUCUGUAGGCACUGGCAUGGAGUGGGGCAGGGGGGAGGCCUCACUGCAGUGUCCCUCCUGAAAAGGGGGCGGAGGGAUGCGUGGCUGUGCCGGGGCAGCAGUGGGGCCGGUGCCCAUGCCUGAAUCUUGGGCACAAUCCGGCCGGAGCUUUUCCUGCAGAUGCUCCAUCAGAGUGCACAGGAGCUGUGCAAAGGCCCCCGCUUCGGCUCCCUUCCGUGGGCAAGCGUCCCACAGCAGGGCUUGGCCCUCAGGAGAGCCUCGCUGGAUCUCCCUGGUGAGCUGUUUCCUGGACUGGGGGGCGGACACUGCCUGAGGCUGCCCCCACCGCCGCCACUCGCAGCCCUCUAAUACUCGCCUUUGUAGAGAAAUUAGCAAUCAAAUGUGUCAUUUUAAAUAAUGUUUCUACUUGUAAAUAAAUGGUAUUUUUCUCCCAAAAAA
Molecule: messenger RNA, 75338 nt
Organism: Podarcis lilfordi (Lilford's wall lizard)
Lineage: Eukaryota; Metazoa; Chordata; Lepidosauria; Squamata; Lacertidae
Source: the annotation of a GenBank genome assembly